Molecule: messenger RNA, 65651 nt
Organism: Podarcis lilfordi (Lilford's wall lizard)
Lineage: Eukaryota; Metazoa; Chordata; Lepidosauria; Squamata; Lacertidae
Source: the annotation of a GenBank genome assembly
AUGAAGAAGAAAAGCGACUAUAGAGGUACAUGAAAAAGAUUUGCAAAAUUAUGUGUGGUGUGGAGAAACUCUGAGGGUUUUCUCCUAUACUAGAUUUUGAACCCGGUUGAAACCAAUUGGCAGGAGAAUCAGGAUAGACAAAGGAAAUUAGGUUUUUGACACGGCACCUAAUUAAUUUAUGGAACUUGCUGCCACAAUAUGAUGUCAUGGUCAGUAGUUUAGUUGCCUUUGAAAGGGGAUUAGACAAAUAAAUGAAGCAUAAGUCUAUCAGUUUCUAUAAAGAUCCAUGAUGGCUAUGUGCACUUUUUAAGAGGAAAUAAAGUAUGCCAAUGAAUACCAGGUGCUUCAAGGACAGUUGCUUGUUUGUCACCUCAGCCUAGCCAUUGUAGAAAAUGAGAUGCUGGAAUAGAUGACUAUUGGACUAAUUCAGCAGGGAUCUUGCAGAGUACAACUAUGUAUAGUGUUACUUACUAGAUCACACAAGAGAGAGAGCGUCCCUUUACAGGGACUUCUGCUACAGUGUCUUAGGUCUGCUUCAUAUGGAUACUAAGCCGGGUGGAGAAAUACAUGCCACGCCAGCAAUUUAUUCAAACGGUUUGCCACUGCACACAAUGAGCUCACUGUAUGAAGCUUUUCAAGAAGCCUCAUGCUACAUACUGCUCUUUGCAGGGCCACUCUUGCCCUCAUUCUGUGGCACAGAUAGGUUGAAUCUGAGAAACAUUUCUGUGUGUGCGUUUUUCAUGAUAAAUUGAAGAGGAGGAGGUUAGGUGUACCUUCUCCAUGCACCAAAUCUCAGCCAUUCACAUGGCAUGAGUUGAACCCAGGUGCCAAGUGACUGGCUGGGGUUGUAUUUGGGGGAAAGGGGCACGUUUAAUCCUCCCCCCUUUUAAUUUCUCUUGAAGAUGAAUAACCUUUUGCAUUCAGAGCAGUUGCCUGCGUCUGAGGCACAUCCCUUGCACUAUUAAGCCUACCUGGAGGGAAAAGGCAGCAAGCAGCCUCCAAGUAAUGGUGCCUACCCUUUGCACAAACAGAGCAAAAGGAAAUGGAGAGCAGGAGAAAAGGUCAUUUUCUCUCUUUCAGAGAGGAUAAGGGUGGUUUUAGUCGUGCACUCUACAAAACUGGUAAAGUACCAUGUUUAUUGAAUUAUUUAAAUAAAACAAAUCAUUGACCUCAUAAAAAAAGUAUUCCUUUGUCUCCUCUGUGUCGCUUCCUGAACUCCAGAACUAACAAAAUAAACACAGAGGGUUGGUCACAAAGAGGAUCUUAUUUUGUACACAUGGAGCUAGAUGUCUGCUGCAUGGCUCACUGCAGGUGUAUUUGCACCUAUAAGCCAUUGCCUCUAUAGAGUGGUCCGUCUUACGUUUGAGAAGCCUUGUGCUCAAAUAAUCCUACUAGGCUAAGUGGAAAUUGUAUGCACCCCUCAAAACUUAUUCCAUAGCCCCUCUUCUACUUCCAUGCUUUGUUUCCUGAGAGUCCCCUAAAGAAUUUAGUGCAGCAGGUGCAUAGACAUAACACAACUUUUACUUUAACUCAAACAUUGGAUAAAUCAACCAGUAUAGUUUUCAGGAAUUGCUCAGGAGAUGGUGAAAACUAUUCAUUGAGCAGAUGACGACAAUCAGGGCUAUUCUGCAGGAAUUGUGACAAACGGUGGCAGCUUUGAAAAUAACACACCUAGUUCUCUCUAAUGAGUGUGUUUUUGUAUGUGAGGUGAAGAUAAAAUGUCAAGCUUGUGAGAAUUUUUAUGCUGGGAACAUCUUGCUGUUGUGCAGCAUUUGGUGAACGUUGGCCUUGUUCAGGAUUUUACCUGGAUAUUAUUGUGGGAAAUUAUUGUAAAUGCCAAAAUAAAUCUGAUGUGAAUGUGAUGUUGCCUACAAAUGUGAGUUGAUUUCUCCUCUUGGCUCUUUAUACAGGCAUAGAUAAUGGGAGCCCCCACAAACUCAGUGUUUUGUGCUUUCCCAGAAUCUACUACUUACAUUCAAAUACUCACCCAUAAGGUUCCUAUCACAUUGGAAAUCUCAAAGGCCUAUAAAUAAUGCUAAUUCUAAGCUUUUUUUGUUUCACUUUUAAAUGCAGAAGUGAAAAACACAACCAAUGGGUAGAUAACACUCCAUUCACCCCUUGCUCUCCCUUGCAUUUUUCUGUUAGUUGCCUCUGAGAACUAACUCAGAGGAGGUAACUCACAGUGGGGUCCAUUGGCUGCCACCUCUAUUAAUUCAUUCAGUUGGGGAAAUUCCUGGAUUGAGCUGGCUUGCAGCCACAUUGGUGGCCAGUCCUUCUAUAAGCCAGCCAUUCAUUACAGGAUAAUGCCGUUAAACAGAUCUGCACAGUUUGAAUACUGUGUACAGCUCUGGUCACCUUGCCUCAAAAAGGACAUUGUGAGGUUGUGAAAAGGUUCAGAAAAGGGCAACCGAAAAGGUCAAGGAGAUGGAGCCAGUUCCAUAAAAGGGAAGGUUGCAAACAUUUGGGGUUUUUUAGUUUAAACAGAAAGGGUGAUUAAGAAGUAACUUGAAAGAAGUAUAUAAAGCAAUGCAUAGAUAGAGAAAAGGUUUUAUCUGUUAUGGUGCUAGAGCUUGUGAACAUCCAAUGAAGAUGAAAGAUUCAGGACAGAUGAAAGCACAGUGGUACCUUGGGUUACAGAUGCUUCAGGUUACAGACUCCGCUAACCCAGAAAUAGUACCUCGGGUUAAGAACUUUGCUUCAGGAUGAGAACAGAAAUCGCAUGGCAGUGGCAGUGGGAGGCCCCAUUAGCUAAAGUGGUGCUUCAGGUUAAGAACAGUUUCAGGUUAAGAACGGACCUCCGGAACGAAUUAAGUUCUUAACCCGAGGUACCACUGUACUUAUUCACACAGUGCCUAGUUAAACUAUGGAACUCACCAACUUUAAAUGAUUCAACAAAUUCAUGGAGGUAAAGGCUAUCAGUGGCUGCUGAGCAGGGUGGUUAUCUUCUGCCUUCGCGGCUGGAAGCACUAUGCUUCUGAAUACCAGUUGCUGGAAACCACAGGAGAGGAGAGAGCGGUUGUCCUCAGGUCCUGCUUGCCAGCUUCCCACAGGUACCUGGUUGACCACUGUUGACCAACAGGAUACUUGACUAGAUGGGCCACUGGUCUGAUCCAGCAGGCUCUCCUUAUGUUCUUACGAGAUCACAAUCGAAACCACGGUCAACUUUUGGCUAACGUGGAACUUCCCCCUUUUUUAGAAAUGAAUCCAGAAGCUUGAAUAACAGAUGUAUGGAACACUCCUUCAUUUACUUUGCCCACUGGCUGCUGCCAUCCUCUGAUUACAACCCAACUGAGUGUCACAAAAGUUAAUGUCAAAUUCUCAUUAACACCAUCAGAUUCAACAUUUAGUACUUAAAAGCUUCAGUCCAAAUGGAAAACAAAUUGGGAUAUUCAUACUUCCUUUCCAUGAAGUGAAAGAAAGCUUUUGGCAACCAAAGUAUCACUUAUGACAGAAAAAAAGGAUUUUAUAUAUUUUAUAAUGGAACUAAAAUAUGCCUAGCAUGGUGAGGGAGAAGAAAAUGGAAUUUUAGUAUUUACUUUGCUUUGGGAAUGAAAGAGUUUUUAAACAGAUAGUAAAAGAGAACUACACAAAUAUUAGCACUGAAAAUAUUAGGAUUGAAUUGUCACCUUGGUUUCAGAAAAUCUAUUGAAGACUACUGUAUUAGAGUGUUUUAUUUGAAUAAGAAAAUUGGUCUGAUGAGAUGAAAGGCAUUUCUUGUGCAUUAAUGGUGUAACUUUGCUUUUUAAUCCCAUGAUGACAUUAAUAUUGAUGCUUUGGAACGUCUUUAAGAGCAUAAAUGAAAUAGCUAAGACUUUAGUAAGGCAAACCUGACAAUCUAACCCUCUUCUUUCUUAUGCGGUAUUUAAGGUUUUGUGGCUUGGGAAGACCUUUGAAAACACAGUUGCCACUGAAGGUUCAGAAACAAGACAGUUUAUUGUUAGGAAAGGAAGUGCUCAGUUAAAUCAUUGUUCUUUUGUGCCACAGACUUAUAUGCUCCUAACCUUCCAACAUCCUCUUCCUGACUUUCACUUCAGACUUCCCAGAUUCAAAACAAUGCCCCUGAAAAUAGCAACUUCCACCACUAUUUCAAACUGUAUAAAAUAGAGUAAGACAGGCUUCUUAAACUAUGUUUCAUGGAGCUGAUAACUCCUAAUUUUCAUAACUGGAUUUUGCUCCUGUGCAAAGCUAACUUGUAAAGAUUUGGAGUUAAUUCUUUCAUCUUGAGAGAUGAAGGUUUGGCUCAAACUUUCAAAAUCUGAGUUCAAUACAAAGGAGUAGGGAGUGGGAAGUCUAAUUUCCAUUAGUUCUUUCCUUCAGUGACAGCCUCUAUACCAGGGGUCACCAAUCUAAGGCCCAUGGGCCAGAAGCAGCCCACGGAGGUUGUUUGACCGGUCCACGAGCCGCCCCCGUACCAAGGUGCCCGGUUGUGUGCUGUGCAGGGACUCGCUUACGUGGUACUGGAAAUCACAUCUGCGCAGAUGCAGACACUCCAAAAAUCACAGGUGGCACACAAUCCAGCCCACAGAGGAAUCUCUGCGGGACCGAUCCAGCCCAGGCAAGAUAAACUUGCUGCAAGAUAAACCCAGGCAAGAUAAACCCUGCUCUACACCAUUCCUGAAGGUUCCCCAUCCCUCAGAAACUGUUUUGUUUUUUGGUGGAGCGAUGCUGCGGUGCUGUGGAAAGAAGGGGAUGAAUGAGCUCUAUUCUGGGAGAGGAACCAUACUUGUGAUGGCUGGAAUUCAAUCCCGUUAUGGAUAAUAUUGUUGCAGGUACAUACCGUAUUUUUCGCUCCAUAAGACGCACCAGACCAUAAGGCGCACCUAGUUUUUGGAGGAGGAAAACAAGAAAAAAAAUUCUGAAUCCCUGAAGUCAGAACAGCAAGAGGGAUCUGGCUUCUGGGAUAGCCGCACCAAGCCUCUUCAGGGCAGCGGGAUGAAGGCUCCCUCCGCCUGGAAGGGGCUAAGGCAGAAGCCAGGACAGCAAGCAGGAUCGCUGCGCAGCGAUCCCUCUUGCUGUCCUGGCUUAUGGGAUAGCCGCGCGCAGCCUCUCCCGGGCAGCGGGGUGAAGGCUCCCCCUGCCUGAAGAGGCUGCGCGUGGCUAAGGCAGAAGCCAGGAGAGGGCUUCGCUGAAGGGGCACUGCACAGAGAGCGAGGAGCCCCUUCUGUUCCUCGAGAGCUGCGCAGCGCCGCUUCAGUCAAGCAGGAGGAGAAACAGAAGGAGCCCCUUCUGUUCCUCCUCCCACUUCGCUGAAGGGGCACUGCGCAGCUCUCCCUCUCUCUUCACAGUGCCAUUCGCUCCAUAAGACACACUAACAUUUUCCCUUACUUUUUAAGAGGAAAAAAGUGUGUCUUAUGGAGCGAAAAAUACAGUAAUUUCCAAGCACUUAGAGAUUAGAGGUUCCUCUGGGGCUGGUUUCCUUGGAGUGAUGGUCCCUAGAGACCCUGGUCCAUUUAUGAUAUAUGGUUUUAUUUACACAAACAGCAUAUACAAUAUUUGAUAACUAACAUGUAGGAACAGCGUUUGACAGUGCCAUUUAAUAUUUGACAGUUGACACAGUUAAGCAGCAGCAUCACAGAAACAAGUGGAUUUAGAAUCCUGCUUGUCAUCAGUCAGACAUGUUUUGUGAAUUAAUUAAAAAGUAUAGAUACUUAAAGUGUCCAAGAAGUCCUUCACUUUCUCUGAUGUCAAAAGCCAAACCAUACAUCCAUAUCAACCCUCCUUGUUUCCCUCCUUUCCUCUCUCUCUCUUUAUAGAGCUUCAUAGUUAAGCAUUUAAAUUGCUGUUCAUUAUAUCAUUUUAAUAAACGCUAUUUUUUUUGGAAAAAGCUCUGAUUUGUCUCCAUUGCUCCCCCAUAUACCGUAUUUUUUGCUCUAUAAGACUCACUUUUUCCCUGCUAAAAAGUAAGGGGAAAUGUGUGUGCGUCUUAUGGAGCAAAUGCAGGCUGCGCAGCUAUCCCAGAAGCCAGAACAGCAAGAGGGAUUGCUGCUUUCACUGCGCAGUGAUCCUUCUUGCUGUUCUGGCUUCUGAGAUUCAGAAUAUUUUUUUUCUUGUUUUCCUCCUCCAAAAACUAGGUGCGUCUUGUGGUCUGGUGCGUCUUAUAGAGCGAAAAAUUCGGUACUUUUUGUGAGGGCACUUCUCUACCCAGACAAAAUGAUUUGAAUGUUACUCAUGCUUAGCUCCUCUGUGUUUUGACCAUCUAUGCAGUAGCAGUCAAAGAUAUUCAUCAGUAUCUGACAGCAUCUAACAGCAGAAAUGCAGUAGCAAUCAGUAUUUGACAACUCAGUAUGCUAGAAUGUGGUACACUCCAUAUGUCAUUCAUUGAUUACUGAGCUGGAUUUUGAAGUAUGACAUGAAAUUUCAGUUUCAACAUUUCAAUUCUGAGAUGAAGAUUUGACAUUUAAAAAAAACCAAAACCCAAGCAUGUUCCAUGUAUUUUGUAAAAUUUUGUGACACUCAAACACUGGCUAUGUGCAUCCCAUUCUACAUUCUUGAUCUAUCUGCUUGCCUUUAGUUUCAUAAUCUUCUCUAUUUCCCAGUCUAAGCUUCUUUCUCUUCUGAACAGAUUUCCCAGCUGUAACCUUGGCUUGGCUAACCUCUGGCUUUGGUCCACUGCCCCUUUCAUUAACGGCUUCUGUCCAUUCACUCCCACCAAAAUACUUAUUAUGUGACAUACCUAGGGUCCUACUCACUGCAGCAGGUAAGAGAGGAUAGGGGGAGAAAUUUUGGCUGCUGGGUUUCCUGCUUUUUGAGAGGGUUUAAAGGUCCAGCAAUGCUUUCUGAUCAGCAGCCUGACCCUUUUACCCUUUUGUGGCCUUUGCAUACUUUCUUUCUGAGCCAAUAGUGCUCAAUGACCACUACUCCCUCCGAUUACUUUCUACCUUCUGUGAUCAUGGAGCUUCUCUGAAUCAGAGUUCCUAGCCCAACAUAACAGGAAACCCUUGGAACAGUUUUAUUAGAGAUGACACAAAACAAGCAAAGUUUUGCCAAGUUCCUGAGCUCAGCUUGAAGUGCUGGGAUGUUCGUGGCAGAGUUCUAUUGUUUGGCCUUGCGCUAAUUAAAUUUUAAAAAAUAAAAGAUUAAAAGAUUCUUAGUGUGAGUUGCUUGUCACUCAGUAACUGAAAUUCUUAGUGCUACUGCUGCACCUAGGGAACCUGGCAUCGCAUAUAUUAAUAACUUUCUAUGAAUAAUCUCUCACUUCCAUGGUUUUUAAUAGCAACAUUUCACACAUUCAGCUGUGUGAAUCACUGGGUGUUGGGCAAUCAGGUGAUGAAAUCUUGAGCGGUGUAUACAAAAGUCCGCAAAGGAAGCUCUCACCACUAAAUAUUGUAUAAAAAAACAAAAACAAAAUGAAGAUCUCUCAGCAGCUCAUAUGUUUGGCGUGUCCCUGCGUCUCCCGCACAGGAUGUAUAGCUUUCCAUGAAUAAACACUUGAUUCCUGCAUUGCAGGAGUUUGGAUUAGAUUACCCUUGGGGUCCCUUCCAACUCUACCAUUCUCUGAUUCUAUGAUUCUGUGACUUGAUUCAUUCUUUUUAAUGCAUGCUUCCUCAAGUGAUACACACUUUGUAUAUAAUGGAACAGCUAAUGGGAUGUUUUUUUUUGGGAAACAGAAAGUUUGUCUUGCUUCAAUAAUGUAUGUGAAUGAAUUAUCUUUGGACAUCAGCCUUGGGAAAGCCAGCCUGUCACAUCGCCAUGUCACUAUGAGGUUCUUUCUGUGCUCUUUAAUAACACCCACCCCCUAUUUUCCUCUUGUGCUGAGUGCAUCCAAAGUGGUGUUAUUCAUUCCAUUUUGGACUCUACAACUGCAGUGCUUCAUGUGGACAUUGUUUUCCCUUUUGUGAAUGGCCCUACUGCAAGAUUUUCUCGUCCUGAUUUGACAGGACAACACUAAUUCACUCUCAACAGCACCUUUUAUGAUUUAUCCAAGAUAAUUCUCAAGCAGGACUUUAGGAGAUCCCACAGCUGCUUGUCUUGUUUGAGAGGUAAUUGACCCUUGUUUCCCAAAGAUGAACUAGACCAGGCAAAAACCUGUUUCGUGCUGUUUUAUGUUACAUUCACUGGCUUGCUCCUAAGUAGGCCUGCCCAGGAUUGUAGGCUAAGGCUACAAUCCUAUGCAAAGGAGUACAGUAAAUACCAUCAGCUACAGUGGGACUUCCUUUUGAGCAAAUUUGCAUAGGAUUGCAGUAAGGUUCUUAAGAUUCCACAAGCCAUUCCCUCUAUUUUUUUGCAUUUGUUGUAGCAGGCAGGGCUAUGUUACAUGUUAUAUGUGAGAACCCUCAAUUAGGUAAAUAUUUGAUUUCUUUUUUCAUAUAUAUGUUUAAAGGACUUACAACCAAUUAAUCAUCCUUGGAUAUGUUCGAUAUGGGAACCAAGGGAAAACCAAUACCUUCUGAAAAUAGGUAAACAAAUAUACAAUGAAUAUAUUAGGCUGCGUACACAUCGUUGUACCUUUUACUCUGGCUCACUGGAAUUUGAAUCAUUGUGUGCACAACUUUACACACAAUGCAGAGAUAUCCUGCUGUUUCAUAAGAAAUACUACUGUUCUGUAUAUUUUGCCUCGAACCAGCUUCAGUCUGAAAGGAAAACCUAAACCACAAUCACCCUGCAGUUAAUCUGAGGUGUGUACAUUCUGAGACAUUCAUUGUGCAUACGCAGAUGACUGCAUCAUGAACAGGAGUUGUGUACAUUGUGAGGGGUGGAGAAACAAGCAGGUAAUCUGCAGACAUAUCUGCCCCCUCCCUGGUGUGUAUAGUGUGUAUAGAGGAUUGCAGCCUUUGACCUCUCUCCCUGCCACCUUUGGGCCCUGUUUGUUUUAGCAGAAGGAAGUGUCGCACUCAGUGGUGCAGCAGAAGGAGAACAAGGGGGAGAAUUUCCCCUGGCCUUCAUGCCCUCCCAUGUCUGUUUAGCCCCUCAAGGCCUUUACACUGCUGGUGUUGCAUAAAAUGCUUGCAAAUAUGGAGAGAGAGAGAGAAGGUUAGAGGAUCACUGCUUUCAAAGCGUCUGAUAGGCUGAAAUUAGAGAAGGCACAACAGAUACAUUUAUUUGGAGAAAGUAUAAUAAACAUCCAUUAGGCUUCUGCUUUUAAUGUGUAUGAAAAUCCGGCAAAAGCUUAUUAAAAUGUUGCCUGAGGCAUUUUCAGGGCACCUUCAGUCUGGAAGGAUUAUUACGCACUGCUAAACUAGGGUAAUAAUUUCUCUCAGAUUGUCAGGCCACGUAGGAGAAACAUAAGCUGUGCACAGAAGGGUUGUAAAUGUCAAGACUGGCCUGGAACUGCCCUUUCAAACCAAAGGCAACUCACAAGUUACAUGAUGCAUGAAACGUGUGGUUGCCUUUAAUACGUCCCUGGUCUUUUUUUAGUAGAAUAUUUUGUGAGGGGUUUAAUAAGGAUUGGGGCUAUGGCAUAUGGGCAUGGGAAGGGCAGACACUCUAAUCCUUUCUCCAUGUUGUAGUCCUCAUGAAAAUCCUGCUCCCCUUCAAAACUGCUACUUGGUGCUGGAGGGAAGCAAAUAGCAGCUUUGAAAUGGGGGGCAGGGUGUGUUUCCAUUGUCUCUGCAGUAGGGUGGUGAGUUUGAAAGGGUUAAUGGCACUUCUUCAAUUCUCAGCCUUGUGUGUGCUAUAAAACUUAGGACACAUGUGUGGAUGAACAGCACAUACUGAUUAGUUUGCAUAUCUUUGCAUUUUGUGUUGUUAGCUUUCCUUUUUUAAAGCCAAUCUUUGUUAAGAGCUACAGAGGGAAAAUUUCAAAAUGUUUUACAGUAAGCCUGCAAGUUAUGUUGAGGGCUUAAAGGUAAAGGGACCCCUGACUGUUAAGUCCAGUCGCAGACGACUCUGGGGUUGUGGUGCUCAUCUUGCUAUAUUGGCAGAGGGAGCUGGCGUUUGUCCGCAAACAGCUUCCGGGUCAUGUGGCCAGCAUGACUAAGCUGCUUCUGGCGAAACCAGAGCAGCGCAUGGAAAUGCCGUUUACCUUCCCGCUGGAGUGGUACCUAUUUAUCUACUUGCACUUUGACAUGCUUUCGAACUGCUAGGUUGGCAGGAGCUGGGACCGAGCAACGGGAGCUCACCCCGUCGUGGGGAUUCGAACUGCUGACUUCCGAUCGGCAAGCCCUAGGCUCUGUGGUUUAGACCACAGCGCCACCCGCGUCCCAACUGUUGAGGGCUUACUGUAUAUUAACAUACAAAUGCAUUGACAGUCAGGAUUAGAUAAAGCAAGGGCACUGCAGAAGAAUAUCACAAUCAGGGAGAAAAUAGGUAUUGUAGCAGGAUGAGACUUUCCAGCUCUAAUCUGCUGUUUGUGUUUGUGUGUGUGUAUCUAGUAAUAAUGGGCUGCAUGUCCCCCCCCCCAUGCAUUAAACUGUGUACAAUUCAUGCUUUCAUGAGCAAAUGGGCAGACUGGAAACACUUGAAUGGUUGCAUUGUCCAUUGAUCAUUACACAUUUUUUACAAGCGAAAGAGAAGUGGCGAGCUUCAAGACAAAUGCCAGCUUCCAGAAAACAAUUUAAUGAUUCUGCUAAUGGCUCUGGAGUUUGGCACACAAACGCUCCAAGCAGAAUCCCUCACUCCUUCGUGGAAAACUGCAUUAGAAAUUCAAAACUAGUUGAAUUCAAAACUCUUGAGAUAUUUUUUGUUAUGCACAUAAUUGGUUCAGUGUGUCUAAACAGGUCCUGUGAUUGUGUUCACAGAUUCUGUCUAACUUUUGUUUUCAUUCUGAACUUUUUUUUAAUGAACACUAAGGCUAUGCUCACAUACAUUAGUGGCUUAAAACACAGCGAAGUCGCUCAUCACCGCUCACAGUGUUUCAAGCUGCAUUUGAAUAUUCCUGUCCAAACCAGAGAGGGGGCAGCGAUACUAAUACUAAUACUACUACUACUACUACUACUACUACUAAUAAUUUAUUUAUACCCCGCCCAUCUGGCUCAGUUUCCCCAGCCACUCUGGGCAGCUUCCAAUUGAGUGUUAAAAACAAUACAGCAUUAAAUAUUAAAAACUUCCCUAAACAGGGCUGCCUUCAGAUGUCUUUUAAAGAUAAGACAGCUGCUUAUUUCCUUCACAUCUGAAGGGAGGGCGUUCCACAGGGCGGGUGCCACUACCGAGAAGGCCCUCUGCCUGGUUCCCUGUAACCUCACUUCUCGCAAUGAGGGAACCGCCAGAAGGCCCUCGGCGCUGAAUCUCAGUGUCCGGGCAGAACGAUGGGGGUGCAGAUGCUCCUUCAGGUAUACAGGACCAAGGCCGUUUAGGGCUUUAAAGGUCAGCACCAGCACUUUGAAUUGUGCUCAGAAACGUACUGGGAGCCAAUGCAGAUCUCUCAGGACCAGUGUUAUGUGGUCCCGGCGGCCACUCGCAGUCACCAGUCUAGCUGCCGCAUUCUGGAUUAGUUGCAGUUUCCAGGUCACUUUCAAAGGUAGCCCCACAUAGAGCGCAUUGCAGUAGUCCAAGCGGGAGAUAACUAUAGCAUGCACCACUCUGGCAAGACAGUCCGCAGGCAGGUAGGGUCUCAGCCUGCGUACCAGGUGGAACUGGUAGACAGCCACCCUGGACACAGAAUUGACCUGUGCCUCCAUGGACAGCUGUGAGUCUAAAUGACUCCCAGGCUGUGCACCUGGUCCUUCAGGGGCACAGUUACCCCAUUAAGACAGUGAUGUCUUAACCCCAUACGUAUUACCCCCGUUUGGUUUCUCUUUGCCUGCAACCCCUCCCUAAAACUCCUAUUCACGAAGCUGUGCACUGUGCAUGUGCAUAUGGAACAGCUGUCUCAAAUGUACACACUUCAGCUUACCUGCGACGUGAAUGUGGCUCACGCUUUCAAACUGGAUGUAAGCUGAUUUAAGGAAAAGAUAUCAAACAGCAGCAUUUCUCGAGAAACUACAGCACAAAUAUGGAUUGCAGCUGAUGUCACGUUUACGCAGCUUCAAACUCCAGCAGUGGGACCACACUAUAAUAUGUACACAGCCUAAGAAGGCUACAUAUUUGCUAACUUACUUUCAAAAGGUAUUGAUCUUUCCUUGGUCUUCAACUUUUCCUCAAACAUGCUAUGUACAGCCUGGAUUAACAGACUGUAAAGCCUCCAAACAUUUACCUAAUUACUUAAGAGUACUCACUUAUUUGUUCCAGGAUAACCCUGUUAGUCUGUAGCAAGAAAUGCAAAAGAAGGAGAGGCCCAACCUUAAAGACCUGAGUGCAAUCCUAUGUGUUUUUUGGUCCAAACUAAGUUCCAUUGUAGCUGGUGGGAUUAAGGCAAUUUCUUGAACUACAGUGGUACCUUGGGUUAAGAACUUAAUUCGUUCUGGAGGUCUGUUCUUAACCUGAAACUGUUAUUAACCUGAAGCACCACUUUAGCUAAUGGGGCCUCCUGCUGCUGCCGCGCCACUGGAGCAAGAUUUCUGUUCUCAUCCUGAAGCAAAGUUCUUAACCCGAGGUACUAUUUCUGGGUUAGCAGAGUCUGUAACCUGAAAGCGUCUGUAACCUGAAGCGUAUGUAACCCGAGGUACCACUGUAAUCUCCAGGAAAGGACCUGCAGGCAACAGCUAAUUGGAACGGGAGUGGGGCAAGAGAUUAAAAGUGCUAUUCCUUGCUAUUCAGUGCCAUUGUGGUUUCUUUGAUCCUAAGUAGUCACAAUAUAAUAACUACUUUUGUGGAAAGCUCUACCUAACCAACAAUGUGUAGAAAAGUAACAUGAAUUUAUGUGGGUUUUAAUGUCUUAAACUAGAUGGGAGCUGGUUCAUGCUACUACCACUUUGGGUAAAGUAUAAAAUUAUGCUAUACCAACAGGCAAUUACCGUAUUUGUCGUCCCAUAGGACGCUCCGCCCCAUAGGACGCACCUAGUUUUUUGGGGGGGGAAUAAAGGAAAAAAAAUUUUCCCUUUAUUUCCCCCCCAAAAGCAGGUCGGGGAAACCGAACCAGGUCGAGGAACAGCGGGAUGGCGGCGCUGCGCCUCCCUGCUGUCCCCUGAUCUUGUGGGGCUGGCCGAUGUCUGCCCGGCGCAAGGGGCGCUCUGCUUCAGGGCGCCCCGCCCACCGGGCGGCAGGCUGCUAUCCGCAGCCUAGACAUCCCUGCGGGACCUCCCGCAGGGCUGCCUAGGCUGCGGAUGUGUUCCCGAAGCGCCGGGAGCUCUGCUUUCAGGGCGCCCGACGCUCCGGGAAGCAGGCUGCUAUCCGCAGCCUAGACAUCCCUGCGGGACCUCCUGCAGGGCUGCCUAGGCUGCGGAUGUCUUCCUGAAGCCUGGAGAGCGAGAGGGGUCGGUGCGCACCCACCCCUCUCGCUCUCCAAGCUUCAGCGAAACCUGCAUUCGCCCCAUAGGACGCACCCAGAUUUCCACUUCAUUUUUGGAGGGGAAAAAGUGCAUCCUAUAGAGCGAAAAAUACGGUAAUUAGCAAAGAAACUGAAGUAACGAACAAUAUCUACCGCUUUUCAUCAUAUUUUGCAUGUGAUACUGCUUUGAAAAGAAGGCCAGAAUUUCUUCAAAUCAAAUCAAGCAUAUAUAGUAAAGUUUAGGAGGCUGUGCAUUGGAAUGUGGGUUCUUAGGUGAUUUGGCUUUCAGGUUCCUAAACUUUAGGGGCUUAGAGCUACCCCCCUAAUUCAGGGGCUUAGGGUUCACAGUUCCUACUUUUCUCCCUGACACCCUCAAACCCUGAACAAAAUCCACAUUGUCCUGCUCUUCCCCCUACUGCUCAAUGACCCUCUAUUCCUCAGAGAUGCACAAAAAUGGGAAUGCAGCUGUGGUUAGAAAAAUUACCCAAAAUCCGCUUUAGCGUGAACAUCUAAAAUGUCACACAAUAGUGAGCAAGCUCUUGAGAAGUUCUGGAGGACAUGUUCUCUGACUCUUUUUCAUUGCUCUGAGGAAAGCUCACUCUGUACUGUGGGUCCUAAUGGGUACAAAUGAAGGCAUAAGGACUCCAUCCACUGGCUGAGGCUGAUGGGAGUUGGAAGUCUCAAAUAUCUGGAAAGCAGCAGUUUGUGGGAAGCUGGUGUAGAUUAAUGGUUUCCUUGUAGGCAACAGAGACUGAGAAAAACUCUGCCAUGCUUCUGAAGGAACAGCUUUCUAUUUGAACUUGUGAGCGUUAAAGGGAGGGAAUUAUUCUCCUGGCAGAAUCUUCAGCUUUUCUUGCUAAUGUGGGUGCAUCUGUUGACACAGGCCUGCAGGUUUACAUAAGGAAGGUAGGCUGCUUCACCUAAUUGUCUAACUUCAGAGCAGGCCUGUGUUUUGUUUUGUUUUUCAAGAGAAGUGGUUUGAAGAGUGUGGCUUUUCAUAUUAUGUUUUAAAGAGGUUUUCUCCCUUUGUGUUCUUCUUUGGAACAGGUGGGAGAAAUUGCCUUGCUGGGUAAAAGAUAAUAAAUAAUCUGUGUGUUCAUUUCUUUCUGGAAUUUCUUUAAAAGACUGUGGGAAUUGCUCACUCAUGCUCAAAAGAGCCGCCAGUGUGCAGCCCUCAAAGAAGAAGAAGAGUUUGGAUUUGAUAUCCUGCUUUAUCACUACUCAAAGGAGUCUCAAAGCGGCUAACAUUCUCCUUUCCCUUCCUCCCCCACAACAAACACUCUGUGAGGUGAGUGGGGCUAAGACACUUCAGAGAAGUGUGACCGGCCCAAGGUCAUCCAGCAGCUGCAUGUGGAGGAGCGGAGACGCGAACCCGGUUCACCAGAUUACGAGUCUACCGCUCUUAACCACUACACCACACUGGAAGGGAGUGGAAGUGUAAGUGCUCCUCUCAAUGAACUGAACUUUUGAAAGAGGGGGUACGAAAACUCGCCCAGCCAGAGAGCCUACAUUCCCUUGUGGACCAGCCUUCCAAGAGCCACAUCAUGCCAGAGGCAAAAGUGGGAGUAGCAAAGGAUAUGACUUUUACUGUCCACCAGGCUACAUUCCAGCCAGGCAAAAGCUUGAGAUUUCUACUUUCUGCAUUAGCAAGACUCAUUAUUACAGUUAAUAACACAUCUAGCCAGGCAAAAGCACCUAAGGAAGGUGCGGAGCAUAGGUGGGGAAGGGUGUGGUCUGGGCAGAGAGGCCUGGAUAAGACCACAUUUGGCUCCAGUCCAGAUGCCCUGCAUAAAUAAAUAAGUAAAACUCUAUAAUUACUGUUCACUCAUCAAGGCAGUGGGUGGGGUUUGCAAUCCUGGGCUUCCUGUGCCAGGGUGACACCCCCUUUUUGGUUGCUGGCUGUUGCUCCGCCCCCUCCCUUGGUACCCAAUUGGCUGCCGGCUGUGGGGUGGAGCAAGGACCAGGUAUUGCAGGGCUCCAGCCAACCCAUCUCUCCCAUUUUAUCCCAUACAUCUGUUGUCGUGUCUCAUUAUUUAUGCGUUGGCUCCCAGGCCGGGGGGGGGGGGUUAGUGCACGGGCUCGCAGUCUCUUCCCUUUCUUGAGAGAAAAGGGGUUGCCUUUGUCUAGUUACAUUGUAUGAACUUGUAUGAACAUGCUGCACUUCAGUGGUGUAUGUGUGGAUUUCUAGGAAGCAUUUUAAAUCAUAAGGGAAAAAAUAUAUUCUAAGGUUAUGUGAGUGGGUGGAGAGACUUGUGUCCUGUGGCACAAUAGUGGCACGGGAACCAUGAAGUACAGUGGUACCUUGGGUUACAGACGCUUCAGGUUAUAGACGCUUCAGGUUACAGACUCUGCUGACCCAGAAACUUUGCUUCAGGAUGAGAACAGAAAUCGUGCUGUGGCGGCAACGGGAGGCCCCAAUAGCUGAAGUGGUACCUCAGGUUAAGAACAGUUUCAGGUUAAGAAUGGACCUCCGGAAUGAAUUAAGUUCUUAACCUGAGGUACCACUGUACCGGUAGCUGCUUGUUGGUCUCCAUUUCCAUUAAGCCCAGCCAGUGUGGCCAAUGGUCAUGGAAGAUGAGAGCUAUCGACCGGCAAUGGACACGUCCAGACUGUCACUAUUUCGCUUGGGAUUCAGUCGCAUCCUGGCAAAUUCAGGCUGCAUAUUAAAGGCAUGAUACACACUAUAUAUUUAAAGCACAUUUACCCCCUCAAAGAGUUCUGGGCACUGAAGUUUACCCCCUACAGAUCCCAGCGACCCUUAAAUUACAGGACCCAGAAUUCUUUGAGGAGGGGGAGUGCUUUUAAUGUGCUCUAAAGAUAUAGUGUGUGUGCAGCCUAAAGCUGAGGGGGAGGUCGUGUGCCAGAAGCCAGCUUUCCCUAAGGAUUGAACAUUUUGCGCCAAGUAAUUGGAAAUUGCACUGAAAUAGCAUAAUUCUUGAACAAUGCUGUAUAACCUUGCCUCAAACAAAUCAGGAUGAAUGCUCACUAAACAGGUCAUAUGGACCAGGGCAGAGGAAGGGGUGUGUGGUGGGUGCAGGCUGCCCUGGGCGUCACCACUGGGGUGUGUGUGACAAAAUGCUGGGCGGCACUCACCGCGGGGCCUGCAGCGUGGCCGAGCCACACGUCUCUCCUGAGAGCCACACGUCUCUCCUGGCUUGGGCACCCACAGGCUCCGCGCUACCCCAAACGAUCCACCCGCCGCUUCCCCCCACUGGCAGAGGAAGAGGAGUGCGGGGGGAGCACACCGCCCCCGGCAGCACAAUCCCCAGAGUGCAAUCGCGGCAGACCCCCGCCUGUGCUGGGCACCCCGCCCCCGCAGGCAGUGUGCCACGCCCCUGUGGACGGCGCGCCACACCCCCAGGAUGCGUGCCACACCCCCAGGACAUGCACCAGCCCUGCCCCCGCCUGCUCUCCGCCCCCCCCCUGGUGCUGGAGCAUGAAGCUCCGCCACUGCCUCCCCCCCAGCUGUAGGGCGGCUGAGGUGGAGGAGGCAGGCAGACUCCUUGGAGGCCCUGCGGAGCAUCCUGCCCCAGCUGGCCACGACCCCAGGUUCCUGAUCGGCUUGCUUCGCCACUGUGUAUAGACUUGACCAAAACCUGGGGCACCAGAGGCUCCCUAUUCCUGGGCCUUCAAAUGUAAGCAGAAGCAUUCAACUAAACAGCCACAAAAGCUUUCAGGCAGGGCUCCGUCAUGGAAGAAAUAAGAACCUGAGAUGAAUGAGUUCUUGUCCAAGAGCUCUUGAGAAACUGCUGCGACUCGAACCUGUCAGAGCAGUGGGGGAGAUUGUUAGAGGGUCACUGGGUCAUGCAGUAUUCUGGCUGGGAGGUCAUAUCAGUGCAGCAAAACAGAUGUGUACCAUGGUUUUUAAAAAAAAUUAUCCUCCUUGUAUACAAACAUAAGUUAUUUGCAGUUUUGCCAAAGGCGAGCAGAUAACAAAUAAAGCAAUACUACAGCACAAGCCCUAGAAUGAAGGGGGAAUUAUAGUUUUAGAAUUUGAGACAAUAUUUCUACAGAUUUCAUUUGCAGUAUGUUUCAUAAUGGAAUUUGUUUCCAGUGCCCUUAGUAGCAAUAUACAAACAGUGCAAUGAACAUUUCCAGGGAGAUCUUGGCACCCUUUGGUGUCCUUUCUUGAGGACACGCAGAAUGCUUAGCAGUUGUUGUGGAAAAUGAGCGUUACUGAGUUUCAGCCUAAUAUCUGAUAACAAGAACAGCAAUAGAUUAUUUAUUGUCUGAUACAUUCAGGUGUUGGUUUGUGCGGCUUUCUUGCUCGCAGUUUGGCAUUGUUGAUGUGUGGUUUUUCAUAUAUCUAUAUAUUAGUAAAGAUAAUGGGAGCAUCGCACCAUUGAAUGCAAGUUGAAUUCAAAGCUGGAGUUUUUGUUUUUUUUUAAAUCAUAGCUGGAGAAAAUAAAAAACCUUUGGAAAGAGUUGAGAAGAGGAUUGAUCACAUUAUUUCACAAAGGAAAGGAAAUAUGCAGGAAGCAGGGGAGGAAACUGUAUAACAUCCAGCACCGAGUAAAAGCUGCGCUUGCAGAAAAGGGUUAUCUAUGGAUACACAUUUAAUAAUGAUUAGGAAAUUAUUAUAAUGCAUUCCUACACAUGUUUAUUUGAAAUUAGGCAGGGCUUAAUCUGUGUCACUCCCAGAAAUCUGUAUCGAGAUCUAAACUCAGCUGUUAUUGAAAUCGCUGGCCAUGCAUGUUUGCAAUCAAGCAAAGUGGCUAUUCCUAAUAGGAGCAUUGUAUCGAUGUGUCUCUGCGUGUAAAUAAUUAGAGCUAAUUGCUUCAGCAGCCUGCUCCACCUCUCCUUUCCACACUCGCCUCUUCCCUUGAUGGGAAGAUGAGGAGAUUGCCAUCAGUUUCCAUGGAUUAAAGGAGAAAACGCCCUGUGCAUUCAGGAUCUUUAGUAAGAAGUUCAGCCCAGCAAUCACUUCUCUGCGGUCAUUCACCUGGACUUAGGAAUGGCAGCCCCUGAGAUGCAAAACCGAAGACAACCACUAGCCCCUAAUACAAAUUUAGGGAGAGGGAUGUGUGGGCGUAGUAGCAGAUAACCCUUAACUAGCUCUCUCUUGAUCCAGUUUUUCACACAACCCAGUAUUUGCCUACUGAACCCUUAAAGCAGGGGUUGCCAUUGGGGUGUCUGCAGGUGUCAGUGUGCCUGCUGGCAAAAAUGUCUCAAUAAAUAUAGAAACCCCACAAUGCAGGACUAUUUGUUCUUCUUGCUCAGUUCACUCCCACUUCCCAUCUUGCAGUUCUUUUAUAAUAAAUUAAGCAAAUACACACAGUAUUUUUGUCACCUUUUUUUGAACAGCUGACACACCUGUUUAUUUUACACUAGGGUUGGGUCUAAGUUUUACUGACACUGGAAUAAAUGGGCCUAGUUUGGUCUUGUCAUUAUUUUUUCAAUUGGGUAAAUCUGAGUAUGACUGAUGUUGGAAACCACAUAGUAAGGAACCUGACAUGUUGCCUGGUUCACAUACUGUAUUUAAAACACUAAUUUAUUUGUUAUUGUAAUUGCUCCCAAUUGUUUGGACCAAUCACUAAGUGGAAGCUCAAAAGAUGUAUCUUCCAGUGUCAGUGGUGUAGAGUGGGUUGCUAGCGCCCAGGGCCAUGCAGAGGGGGUAGGAGGGAGGGAAAUGAGGUCCGCAUCACCCAGAAGAUCACAGCCGCAGAGAUAAGAAGAGUCAUUCUGGAGAAGUCACUUCCUGGUUCACAUGGAGAAGCUGUUUUCAAUGGAGCCCAGCAACAGAAGCACACAGCUGUAUUGAAGCAGUGCCACGUGUCAAAUUUUUGCGCCCCUAACAAAUUUUUGCACCCAGGACAACUGCCCCUGUGGCCGCGUUCUCAUGCUACACCACUGUCCAGUAUUGCUCUAGGGCUCUCGUCAUUUUUAAGCUAAUGUUUAUAAUUAGCUGUGUUUUCCUAAUGCUUGGUUUACACACUGAAUUUUCUUUCUUAAAAAUGCUUUAUAUUGCUGUAUUAUAUUAUAUUAUAGUUAUAUAUUCAAAAUAUUUUUAUUGAAACUUUUAGUUCAGCGUAAAAAAACACAAAAAAAUGGAAUAAGCCAUAAAUAAACUAAAAGGUUUGGUCACAUCGUUCAAUAAAAAUUUAUUGAAAGGCAUCUGUUACGUUGGAAACCACCCCAGAGAUCACUGUGUGUGUGAGAUGAAGAGCGGUCUAAAAAUCUGGAAAAUUAAAAAUAAAUACAUAAAUAAUAUAGCCGCUUCCUUAAGAUCAGCUUUUUAAAUGGGACAAUGAUGUGGUAAAGGCUAGAGAUAAUUAAGUUAAACAUGAGCUCCUAUGCAAAUCAGGUUCGAAAACAGGCUGUAUGGGAAAUUCAUCCAGAAGACAAAAUGUAUAUCGAGGAGUUAGUGAUUCUAACAUGGUUACCCUUCCUGCCUCUGUUCCUUACCCCUCCCUUGCAGCAGUUAAGUUUUUGAAGGUGUGAGAAUAGUCUUUGAUGUCCUAAUCAGUUGGGAGGAGGUGAAGCCCCCCCAGCUGCCUUAAUCAGUCUGGGAGGAUAGUGCUGGAAAACUUAUUUGAUGUUGGAAAUGGUUAAAGUGAGGCACUGGGAGGAGGUGGCUACCUAGAAAAUCUGGAUGGUUUGGGCAGAGUUUUUCAGAAGCUCAUGCACGGACUGAUGCAAACUGAGGCCACCUGGGGGAGUCACUUCACCACUUCUUGAGGGCUUCCAAGUGGCAGGUAGAAGUGCAUGCUUAGUAUGUUUAUAUUGUUGUACCUUGGUUCUCGAACGUUUUGGUUCCUGAAGACUGCAAACCCGGAAGUGAGUGUUCUAGUUUGCAAACGUUUUUUGGAAGCCAAACGUCCGACGCGGCUUCCAUUUGAGUGCAGGAAGUUCCUGCAGCCAAUCGGAAGCUGCGCCUUGAUUUUCAAACGUUUUCAGAAGUCGAAUGGACUUCUUUUUCUCACUCCCUUGUGUUUGGUAUUGCUUCUGAAUCUCUUUUAAAAGAACCACCUUGCAUUUGGCAAGACACAGGCAUGUUCUUAGAAAAGUUAUUCCACAAAAUGAGUAGGAGUUGUUCAAGAACAUGGUAUUAAACAAGCUGGACGGUGACCUAAAUAUCUAAAGUAUGGUAGCAGAGGAAUUUGUACGCUCUGACAGUGUCUCAAGAAACAUCACAGAAAGACUGCUUUUAUAUUUACCUCCAUCCCUUUAAUUACCAAGAUGCCGGCUAUGAUUAGGUACAAGGUACAUUCCCAAUUGUACAUUACAGCCUUGCAAAAGGCUGGGCUGAAUGCGAAAGGCUGGGCUGGAUGAAUCCCUAGCCGGAGUUAAGAUUGCCGGAAGAAAUAACAACCUCAGAUAUGCAGAUGACAGAACCAUGAUGGCAGAAAGUGAGGAGGAAUUAAAGAACCUUUUAUUGAGGGUGAAAGAGGACAGCGCCAAAUAUGGUCUGAAGCUCAACAUCAAAAAAACUAAGAACAUGGCCACUGGUCCCAUCACCUCCUGGCAAAUAUAAGGGGAAGAAAUGGAGGCAGUGAGAGAUUUUACUUUCUUGGGUUCCAUGAUCACUGCAGAUGGUGACAGCAGCCACGAAAUUAAAAGAUGCCUGCUUCUUGGGAGAAAAGCAAUGACAAACCUAGAUAGCAUCUUAAAAAGUAGAGACAUCACCUUGCCAACAAAGGUCCGUAUAGUAAAAGCUAUGGUUUUCCCAGUAGUGAUGUAUGGAAGUGAAAACUGGACCAUAAAGAAGGCUGAUCGCCGAAGAAUUGAUGCUUUUGAAUUAUGGUGCUGGAGGAGACUCUUGAGAGUCCCAUGGACUGCAAGAAGAUCAAACCUAUCCAUUCUUAAGGAGAUCAGUCCUGAGUGCUCACUGGAAGGACAGAUCCUGAAGCUGAGACUCCAAUACUUUGGCCACCUCAUGAGAAGAGAAGACUCCCUGCAAAAGACCCUGAUGUUGGGAAAGAUGGAAGGCAUAAGGAGAAGGGGGCGACAGAGGACGAGAUGGUUGGACAGUGUUCUCGAAGAUACCAGCAUGAGUUUGACCAAACUGCGGGAGGCAGUGGAAGACAGGAGUGCCUGGCGUGCUCUGGUCCAUGGGGUCACGAAGAGUCGGACACGACUAAACGACUAAACAACAACACAUUCCCAAGAAGUGUUAUACAAUACUGAUAAUCUUUCUAACUUACUUUCGGCAUUUAUUUAAUCUGCAGAUUUACUUACGGCAUAAAUUGGGUCCAUGCUGCACAUCUGAAACCCAGGAAGUUUAAAAUAUACAUAUUACUAAUUGAAUAUUUCCAAACAGAGAAACACACAAUGCAUCACAAGCAGGUGAUUAAAGUAUUCUUUUUUUAUUUCAGCAUGUGAAACUAUAUCUAUCUAUCUAUUUAUCAUUUUGGUAUUAAGGGAAAUCAUUAUGGAGUUGUUAAUAGAAUCACAAUAUAAUGUUACGAUCUACUGCCAUGCGUCCAAUAACCCAUCUACAGAUCCUAAUCCUGUUUUCUCAUAUAUGAAAAGAAAAUGUAAUUCACAGGUAUGCAAUUCUAACACAAGGCAUCACAAUGGCUGUUGACAACUUUAAAUAAUACUGGGAAAAAAUUCACAAGCAGCAUUCCAAAGAGAAUAUGAUGCCACAUAUAACCAAAUACAGAGGGUUGAGUAGAAGGCCGGCUCUGUUGUUAGGCAGGGAACCCUGUCCCAUUCCAGACAACACUCCCUCUGUAGCCUGGAGGUCCUCCUGGAUGCUGCUGCUUGAGGCUCAGGUGACCUGGGUGGCGCAGAAUGCCUUCCCAUCAGUUUUGGCUGGUGGUCCAGGUGCGCCCCUAACUUCUGCUGCCUAUGCUCCAGUAACCUCUGGGUGUCUUGAAGUUGUUUGCUCUGGCAAAUUUUAUCGAUUCACAAGAAGUGAGCCAAAAUGAGAGAAAAGUGCCCAGAGAAACAAAGCUCAGGGGAGUUAAACUUCAAGAGGAGGGGAACAGGUCCAUCAUUCAUGUACUGCUUUUACUAUUAAAGUAGGACAAGUAAUACUGCUGCUUUCUGGUAUCAUGAGCAAGAUAGAUAUUAUUAUUAUUACAGUGGUACCUCGCAAGACGAAUGCCUCGCAAGACGAAAGAGUUUUUCGUUUUUUGAGUUGCUUUGCAAGACGAAUUUCCCUAUGGGCUUGCUUCGCAAGAAGAAAAACGAAAAAACCGAAAACGUCUUGCAAGUUUGUUUCCUUUUUCUUAAAACCGUUAAUACCCAGGGUGACUUCGAGGAGCAACUCAUAGCACGCGGUGUGGUAGCCUUUUUUGAGGUUUUUGAAGACUGGUGAUUUUGAAGACUUUGGGAAACCGUGCUUCGCAAGAUGAAAAAAUCGCAAGACGAAAAAACUCGCAGAACAAUUAAUUUCGUCUUGCGAGACACCACUGUAUUGUUAUUAUUUAUUAUUAUUAUUUAUAUACUGCCCUAUAUACUGGAGGUCUCAGGACGGUUCACAUAAAAAGAUACUAAGAUUUGUGCAAAAUGUUCCACCUGCUCUACAAAGGGCAAGAUGACACCACCCUCUUCUAACCUUAAGCUGUCUGGACUUGUUGAAUUUGCAUAAGGUUGUUUCCAGACACCCUAUUUAUUGAGCACUAGCAGGCCUCACACCCACAUUGCUUAGGAAUUGUAAGAAGCCAAAGUAUUUGUGGUUUUGAAACCAGUUGGUAAUCCAGUGGUUUUGAAAGGUUCAGUCUGCCUGCCAUCUUGAUUCAAAAUGAUGUCCAACUACAUCCACACAUAGAUGAAAACCUGUUCCUUGGUCUCAGGAAACAACAUGCAAAAUUUGGUUAUGAUAUCUUAUGACGUGUCCAAAUGCAUAGCAAACAAACAAAGAACUUUCCAAAAUGUAUAGGAUCAAGUGUUACCGCAAAAUUUCCAGUUUUCCCUUCCGUUUCCUUGUGGCAAAAAAUAUAUUAUCUUUGGGGAAAGUGGGUUUGUGGCGCAAUAGCGCCCAAAUGGCUAUAACUGAGCAAACCGGAUUUGCUGGUGACUGAAUCCGAUCCAAAAAUAGUGACAGUCUGGGAAGCACCCUAAGAAUGGGGCUGUGCAUUUUAAAAAUAUAUAUAAGCAAGGCUUUUUUCCCGGCUGGAACUCAGUUCUGGCAUCUUUCAGGUGGGCACCAUUGUCAUUAUAAGAGAACAAGGGAAGCAUUCAGCGAGCUUUUUCUAGAAAAAUAGCACUGUAUAUAAGGAUUAGGAAGUAGAAUGCUUUAACUCAGGCUUCCUCAACCUUGGCCCUCCAGAUGUUUUUGGCCUACAACUCUCAUGAUCCCUAGCUAGCAGGACCAGUGGUCAGGGAUGAUGGGAAUUAUAGUCUCAAAACAUCUGGAGGGCUGAGGUUGAGGAAGCCUGCUUUAACUGGUCAUCGUAGAAAAGAAGACGUGCACCAUCUGCAGACCAACUUGAUUAUUGCAAGUGAUUCACAAAAACCAAAUGCUAAAUCCUAUGGAGCGUCUUACAUGACAAAGCACUGCUCAUUCCUUAUGUCAAUUAUUUUCCUUAUCAAUAUAAGUCAGUAUAUUUUUGUUAGUUAAACAGUAAUUCAGUUUUCGAAUGGUGGUGCAUAGUAUGAUGGCCUAAGAUCGUGUAGCUUGGCUGAGCUAUGACAGUUGACUGGAAGUUAUUGUUGCUGUUCUGGUGUCUUCUUCAACCUCUCUUUAAAGUUCUAAUUUCCAAAAGCACAGCGAACCAAAAACUGCCUUGAGCUUUUUAGAUGAAAGAUGGGUUAUAAUAAAUAAACAGGAGGAGGAAUAAGGCUGCCAGCUAACUUGAAAGAAUGCAUUCUGGCCAAUUCCUGUCUCUUUAAUAUCUGGACAUCAGACCAGUAUUAGUAGGUGAUCAUGCUCACAUACACUCCAUGCCAAUUUAGGCCAAUAUCAUGCAACCAACAAAGUGGGAACUAGUCCCUAAAACUUAUAUCACAAUAUAUCUGUAGUGGUCCGUAUAGUUAAAGCUAUGGUUUUCCCAGUAGUGAUGUAUGGAAGUGAGAGCUGGACCAUAAAGAAGGCUGAUCGCCAAAGAAUUGAUGCUUUUGAAUUAUGGUGCUGGAGGGGAGACUCUUGAGAGUCCCAUGGACUGCAAGAAGAUCAAACCUAUCCAUUCUUAAGGAGAUCAGUCCUGAGUGCUCACUGGAAGGACAGAUCAUGAAGCUGAGGCUCCAAUACUUUGGCCACCUGAUGAGAAGAGAAGACUCCCUGGAAAAGACCCUGAUGUUGGGAAAGAUGGAGGGCACAAGGAGAAGGGGACCACAGAGGGCGAGAUGGCUGGACAGUGUUCUUGAAGCUACCAGCAUGAGUUUGACCAAACUGUGGGAGGCAGUGGAAGACAGGUGUGCCUGGCGUGCUCUGGUCCAUGGGGUCAUGAAGAGUCGGACACGACUAAACGACUAAACAACAACAACAAACAAAGUGUAGCAUUGGAUCCAACAGAAGCAGCAACCAGGUGGGCGUGGUUCACUUGGAUCACUUCUUGGAUAGGCUUUCAAAUAAUCCUCUGAUGGAUGCAUACGCCACUCAUAAGCGUCUGUGAACUCAAAUUAACCCUAAUGGGCAGGAAGUUCAAUGCACAUUAAUUCUGCCAGUGAAGAAGAGUUGUUAAUCUGAUAGCUCCACCUUGUGGCCAGAAGUUUUAAGCACGGAAUUGAAUUAAUUGUUUCCUGCUGACCUUAACGUGCGCUGGAAAUUGAUAUGGCCAAGCGGAGCAAUCAGAAUACCAUUUAUCUUAUUAUGUGACCCACCUCAACAUUCAUUGGGUGAGAUCCAAUUAAAUCGUAUUCAGAGCAGACCCAUCAAAACCCAUGAAGUUUAACACCAUUGAUUUUAAAGCACUUACUCUAUUGCUUAAUUGAAUGGUCAGCUACUGCUGAGUUUGUUGAAAACAUGCUCAGAUCUCACUUUGGGUUUUAUGAAUCACCCCUGAUGGGAUGAUGAUGAUUUUUUUGCAUUUAUAGGUCAAAUUUCAGAAUUGCCUGCCCCUGUCAAGGCAGCUCCCAACGUACCCAAACACACACACACACACACACACACACACACACGUCUUUGUUUUUGUUUUUUUCCAGACCUUCCUAGGCAGGCUGAAAGCUAUACAUAUGGGAUCAACAAGCAUAUAAAUGUCUUGCUGGUAGAUGCUUAUGAGGUUGGAAGUUAGAACGGACUGACUCAGUGUCAGUUAGCAUUUCUCAGUUCAGAAAGUAUUGAUCUGAUGUGUAGAAAUAUUUCCUAUUCUGAUUAAUUCAAGAGGGUUCUGGAAGUUUCUGAAAGCUGCUCUGUAUGAAAGAUGCUUCAUGAUAGUUUGGGUUAUACCUUCAGAGAAGCUGAGUACAGCUGGCUUGAACUGGUUCUCUUAUCUCUUCCAAUUAACGUCAUGCCGACUAUAAAUAUAGGCCAGAAGGAGUCUGGGUUUUACUUUCUCUUUCUCUCGCUCUUACUUCUGAUGUGGUGUUCUGAACAUAGUAUGCUUAGUGUUAAGGUUUAGUCUUGUUAUAAGUUUACAGGUUUUUGUAAGUGCUGCAACUGGAUUCUUAUGGACUGUGCCAAUCCUGAAUGUACUGGACUGGAUUUGUGACCAUUAUGCUUAUUUGCCUUCAGUAGCAAGUAAAGCUCUGCUGGAUGAAAUACAAUUGCCUCUGGUCCAUUUUUGGGCACUCUGUAUCGUGUUUAAGUUUUUUCCUCCUCAGAAGAAGCUGGGGCAACACUCAGGACCAUGAUUGCCACAUGCUGGCAGCAGGAUCAUGAACAGCCCCGAGACAUGAGCUUUCACACACUUUAAACACACAAAAACAGCAGGUGGUAUUGUCUUUCUUAGAAGACUUCAGCUUCAAACUUGAGGUAUAAGACUGCAUGGAGUUCUCAUCUAGCACAUCUGUUUAUUUAUCUAUUUUCCUCUGAAUAGAAAGAUAGCAAGUCGUGAAGAAUAGUUUGGAGCUUUGGAAUGGAAUCUGAGUAUAGGUGAAUGAGUCGUGUUUGUGUAUGGCUGCAAAAGAAUGAUAAAGUAAGUGGCAUGGUAUAGGUACGAAUGGAAUGUGGCAUGUGUGCGAAGGCCUAGAAUACCUCUGGGAAAGUGAAAUUUAAAAAAGGCUCAGCAUCACCAAAACCCAUGUGAUUAGUAUGUGUGGGUGCUAAAAUCAUUUUGACAGCUUACUAAUUGUGAUCAUACGAUAGCUACUUGACUUCCUAAUUUGUGUGUUAGUUCCUUUAUUUUCCAUGAACACUUGCCGAAGACUUAAUAGUCAAGAUCAGGCACCCCCAAACUCUGCCCUCUAGAUGUUUUGAGACUACAACUCCCAUCAUCCCUAGCCAACAGGACCAGUGGUCAGGGAUGAUGGGAAUUGUAGUCCCAAAACAUCUGGAGGGCCGGGUUUGGGGAUGUCUGGUCAAGAUGAUCGCCACCUUUAAAUAUUUGAAGGGCUGAGGCAUAGGUUCUGUACACAUUGCCAUUGCUGAAACUCCAGUGUGCUCCCUCUGCUGGAAAUCAAGUACACAUGAUGUUACCCAUCAACCAACUGUAUGUAUCCUGCAGUUUCUCAAGAAAUAUUGUUUGAUGCGUUUCCCCUCAAAUCAGCUUUCAUCCAAUUUGAAAACAUAAGCUGAAGUUAAUGUGUUUGCAUUUCACACAUCUGUUGUACAUGUCAAUGCAUGAACAUGUGAUGGGUUCACUGAAUUAGUUCGGUUGAGGUGUCUGUGUGUGUGCAAGUACAGCGAAACAAAUCAGAUAAUGGUGUGUACAGCAAUGUAAAACACGACUUGAAAUGCAGUGGGGGGAAGCAAUCUCACAAGCAUUGUGUACGUGCCUGUAGCUGAAGGGGCAAAUUUGUCUUCUGUUGUUCCAGAUGGUGGGGCCUGAACCAAAGGUCAAAAUUACAAGAAAGAGGACUGGCUAAAUGCUAGGAAAAACUUCUGACAGUUUAAAGUGCUUGGCAGUAGAACACUGUCCUGAAAAAAGUUGGACUUUUUCGCAACGCUUAGAAAUUCUGAAUACACACUUCAUAGAGAAUGAACUCUGAGUGUGCAUGUAUAUUCAUCUGGGCAACAUCAUAAGGGACAAGAAAGGUAGCAUAAAAUACUCAAAUAGGGCAAUGCUUUCUUUAAAGGUCCAUAUGGAAGUUGGGAAAUCAUACAUUUGAUCUGAUAACACUUUGAGGUGUAGUGCACUAAUACCAUUAAAUUAAAAAAUUGACUAUUUGGAUCAACAAAGCCUUCUUAAUCAAUUUAUAAACCAAGUAACAAAUCAUGUACACCUCAGCUGCUUUGCAACCAUAGGCUGAGCUCUAUUCUGAAUAUAUAUAUUUGCAAAUAAGGAACUAGGCACCAACUUCAGCUUCAUGGAUAGCUGUGCUUGUGUGUGGACACAGUGAAGAAGCUGGGACACUUUUGUGCAAGCUUUAAUCAGAAGAGGACAGGUGGUGCUUAACUGGGUACAAUUCCACAAAAUGCACAGCUAAAGAUAAAGGCAUAUAAGUUUGGAAAGGGACUGCCCUCUGAUCUGGAACAGGAUCCUAUUAAUAUAUUUUUACUUAUUUAUCUUUACAAAAUUCUUAGACGGUUCUCUAGAAUUAUAGUUUAUUUCACAUUUUCAGGGACGUAAAACUACAAAGCAGGUUAGGGAACCUUUGGUCCUCCAGGGACUCAUCUGUAUGUCAUUUAAUGUGAAUAGUAAGCUUCCUCAACCUUCAUUAAGUCUCCAUGGUCCAUAUGAUGCUCUCCUUCAAAUCACUGCCUUCUCACACUUUCCCCUCCCUCAAUCCAUAUUUGUUCAUAUCCUCGCCUUUCUGGAGUAUCCCUGGUAUAAGAAAAUCUGGAUUGGUGGAGGCAAAGUGUGGGCGGCUGGUGAUUAAAGGAGAACGUCGUAUGGCCAAUGGAAAAUUAAUGGAGGUACUGGAAUUUUACUGUUCAUAUUAAACAACAGAAUGGGGGAGCCCCAGAUGUUGCUGAAUUACAACUCCCAUCACCCCUGGCCAAAGGUUCCCCAUACCUGGCGUAGAGCUAGAAAGAAAGCUUAGCCUAAACUCAAUCUUUACAACAAGCCCAAUGGGGCAGAUGCAUUUAAAUUUAUAAAGGUCCCAAAGGAAAUAUAUACUUGAUUUUGUAAGCACACAUUGUAUUUAUUGUAACUGAGGCUCAUGCAUAUUUACUAGGGAGUCAACUCCAUUGCUUUCAUGGGAUUUACCUGACUUCCGAGUAAAUAUGUGGAGAAUCAAGCUGCAAGUCCCUGUGGUUCCAUUUAAUUUACUCCACAAUAAGCAUGUAUAGAUUGCAGAUUUACCAGGACCUAAUCCCACUGAGCAAAGUGAUAUUUACUUCUGUGGGAGACAUUGCAAAACACAGUCAAACACACAGUCCAGGAGCCUAGAUGAUUAAAUACAGUUUCUUAUUAAAUAAAACGGAGAUUUUCCUUCUGUGUUAUCCUAUGCCAGUUUUAUGGCUUAUUUAAAUACAUGGACCAUCACUAAUGCCUGUCCUUUGUUUUCUUCAUUGCAGUAACAUACAUGAACAGCCUUUCCUCCAGCUCCAAACCCCCCUUUGUUGUAAAAUCAUCUUUCCAAUCAAUUUCUAAGCAUUUCCCUACUACACGUUCAACAAAGGCUGUCGUUAACGUUAUAGCCCUCGCUACUCUGCCAUACCCAAACAAGUGAUCGCAAUGCCGCCAACCCUCUCCAAAUGUCUUUCUCCAUCUCUGCGUUUCUUUGCCACCUGUCCAUCACUGGCAGCUAUCAGUCAUUUUGUUCUCUGGAAUAUCUGCAGCGACUGCUGUAGUGGAGCACGGCUGCAGCAAUAGAUUGGGGGCCUUUUGGAAGGAAAGGUAGGUGGUGUGUUGUGCCAACGUUACCCUUCAUUUUGCAUUCAUAAAUCCUUCGCCCAGCUGUGCCGUCUUUGGAGCAGGACAAAAGGAAGGCUUGAGUUGAUUUUACGCACAAGGUCUCGUUUGUCCCCGGAUUUCUUUUGUUGUUGGAGCAGCGGCGGUGGCGGCAGCAGCAGCAGCAGCUUCUUGCCGGCUGGGCGAUGCACUGAGGAGGGAGAGCUGCAAGCGCGCUGGAGUGGGUGCAGCUGAAAGCUCCAGACGUUGCAGAAUGAGUGCGUCAGAAACAGGGAGAGGAGAGGCGAGCGCGGCAGGGGGAGGGACGCCGAUGAUGCUAUCAGGCGCCCAGUAGCAACGGCGAGAGGAGCAGAAGGUGAGCCUAGGUGGACUCCUAGCCGGCCCAGCCACCGCCGCCACCCCCGGUCCGUUUUGCAGCCCCGGAGGAGGUAGAUUUGCCCGAGGUGAGUGAGUGCAGAACGCAGGGGGCGUGGAAGGAGAUGGGGCAGCCUUCGGCUGAUGACAACCUGCUCCCCACUCUCCCUAGCAAUCCAGGCCUGGCAAGCACCGGAUCCAGGAUUCAGAGUUGUUGCUAGGCAGCCCGGGGUGGGAGUGGUGGUCAGCUUGGGGGUCGGGGUCCUUCCCCCUCCUUCUCCUCCUCGAAAGGAAGUGACUGCGCUUAUCGUCGCGUAAAGCCAGGUAGGCGAGGGCAGCGGAGACCCGGCCGCUGGCGUGUGCGCGCGUCCCUCUUUCCCUGCGCUCCCCCUUGGCGUGCGCUCUAAGCCCACCCUCUCCAUGUUCUCUAGGCCUUCCUGCGCUGCGCCUGCAUAUAGCCGAGUGCCUGCGUCCCUCGGGUGCCCGAAGGAACCUGGGCGCUGCACGGGGGGCUUCCGACCCCCACUAGGGACGACCAAAGGUGCCUCCUCACACCGGCUUGCCGUCCGCCCCCUCCGGCUUUUCGCCCGCCCACGUCUCCUCUCCGGAGCGCGGCGUGCGCCUGCAGCCUUUUCUUGCCGGCCUCAGCUGUGGAGAAUGAAUUAAACGCGCGCUCCGGGCGCAGCGCUGGGCGUGGGGUCACCGAGGGCGGCGGCAAAGGUAACGGGCGCAUGGGAUUUCGAGUGGUGCAACUGUAAUCCGGAGGGGGGGAAAUAAUAAUCGUUAAUUGGCAAGGUUCCCUUUUCUGUUCCAGCGGCUUGGCGCCCCUCCCCCUUCUGCCUUUUCUUACUGUGAUAGUGUAUGUAGGCCAAUAAUUGUGGUGGGAGGGUUGUUGGUGCGCGUUAUUCUUGCCCAGUGCUCGUUUUUAUCCUGUUGGAGGGAAGGGAUGGUGGACUCUGAGGAGGUAUUUGCAAACAUCUGUGCAUUUUUAAAAUGUCGGUGUGAGAGAGGUUUGCGUUUUCUGGACUGUUUACGUCGGGGGUGGGUCGGUUUCAGGGUUGUGAGGUCUGUUUCUGAAAGAAAUUCAAAGUAAUGUACACUUAGUGUGAACGGUGGAGUCAGCAGCUGUGUAUUUUACAGUAUUGGGUUUCCCUUUAGCAUAAGGUCCAGGGGUUGGUAAUAGCAACUAAAAAAAUAAACAAUUACUGUAUAUACCAAAUAAAACAGUUAACAACCAUAAAGACAAGUGUAAGGACAAUGAGAAACACUUCCAUGCAUAAAACAAUUACAUAUACAAAAACAGUUAAAAUUAGUUCCAAUGCAGACUGGGAUGUAAAGAUAUUCAACUUAAAAGGCUUGGUGAAAAAAGGUCUUGAGUAGGUGCCAAAAACACACACACACACACAAAAACCAGAGACUGCCUGUUUAAUAUGGAAUGGGAAGGCUUUCCAAAGGCUGCUACCACAUUAAAGGCUUGAUUCCUAUAUCCGAAGAAAGGAACCUCCUGAUAACAUGGUAUCCACAGGGGGCCUUCUCCUGCAGAGCACAGUGAUCAGUUGGGUAUAUAAGUGAAGUGGUGAGACUAUCUUUUCAUUUUCCUGGUUCCCAGCUAUGUAGGGCUUUGUACCCCAGUACUUGGCAGCAUGUCCUGUAAGCUAUACACUGAGAAAAAAAGUACUGUAUAUGAGUACAAUCUAUAUCUCAGUUACUACAGAUCAGAGACUUACUUAAACAUAGGACUCUUAAAGCUGGCCAGUAGAACUGCACAAAGACCUAGUCAAAGGCAAACACAUUUCAUUCAUUCAGCCUUUAUUGGCAUAAUAGCAAACACUUAAUAAUCGUAUUUUAUAGGAGAGGAACUUAGAACAAGACUAGCCAUGCCAGAGAAAUGUGUAUUUUCACUUGCGUUAAAUUAUACGGAGUAAGAAGUAACUUUUAUCAACUGCAAAUCACCUAGAGUUGUAGAUCCUGAGGAUCUUUUUAUCUAUCCUGAUUUACAUGAAAGUAUUUGGCAGGAUCUUUUAACAAGUCACAGCUUAACUUUGUGAUUUAUAUAGGGCUUAUAGCAGGCAUGUCCAAAGUCCAUUUGGGGUGAAAUUGUAAAAAAAUAAAACAAAAUACUCAACAAUUUAAAUCCUAAAAAAAGCUCAACAACAUUGGUUGUCACUUACUUCAUCAAAUCUGGCCCUCUUUGAAAAAAGUUUGGGCACCCUGGCUUAUAGGAAUGGGUAGACCUGCACAUGGUUACAGCACAGUCCAAUCCUACUUAGAGACAAAUCUGGUCAGCUUCAUUCCCAGGCAAGUAAGUUCAGGAGUGCAAUUUAAAUUUAGGUUAAUUACCAGGAGUGGUGAUUCCCAAAGUGUGUGCUGGAGAGUUUCUAGGGAGGUCUGGACUCUUGGGGCUUUGUGUGUGUGUUUGUAGUAGCAAGUUUAUCACGUCUUUGCUGUAGUACUCUCAGCUGUUCUUGAGGGAUUUCAUACCUGAUUCUAUCAAGAUGCUUUUGUGUGCCAUGUUGCUUUUGCUGGUGUAAAUAAAUUAAGGUGUGCUACUAACAAUAGACAUGAUAGUGUCCCAUGUGUGCCUGCGUUUGUGCAUAUUGCUGUGAAGGGAAGCACCAUGCAGAGGCAUUAUAAAUUAAGAAUGUGUUUCCAAAGUGGCCUGCCUUGAGCUUCUCCAAUUUGUGUGGUGGUGAGUGACGACUUAUAGUACAGUAUGUCUAAUACUCCAUGCUCCCUUGGGUUGAUUUCAAGGCUGACAAACAAUUUGUGUCCCAUCCUCCCUCACAAAGUUCUCAAAUGCCAUAGAAUCCCUCACACCCUUCUGCUCAUGGGUCUUGUACGUGCCCCUUGUCAUUUUAUCAACUUGCCUCAGCCAAAUCACCUGUUUCACAUUAUGUCUCAAAGUUGAGGAGCCUCAUAAUUCUUACAGCCUUGGGGAAUUGGUUUUCUGACUAAGUUGGACAACUUCUGCACCAUGGCAAAAUUCUGUUUUGAAUCCUAGGAAUUACCGGGGCUCUUAAUUGAGAAUUACUUAGCAUGCAUCCAUCUCUGUUCCCCAGACUUUGGGACCUGGAUGGAUGCAAACUGAUUUCAUACGAGGGCCUUGGCUGUCUCAGAUUGCAUUGCAAUUACUGGCAGUGCUGCAAUGAAGACCUGUCCUCUUGUAUUCUCUAAAGCACCAUUCACAUUGAUGGUGUUGUUUACAGCACCGCCUGUUGACACCAUUUUAAAGCAUGUGAAUGGCAUUAGAGUAGGGGCUUAGAUGAGCAAUAACUUACCCUUAAAAGAGAACUGCUGUUGAGAAGCUCAGGAGAGGUAUUUCCUUCUCCCACUAAGAACCUUGCUCAAGGAGGGCCCAGAUGCAGAAGAGAGGAUUUGAGGAGGUGUUGCAGCUCCCUCUUCUGCACAGUUACUAAAGGUGCCUGAGCCCUUUCCUCAUUUGCACCAAAUCACCCUAGUUCUAGAGGACAUUCUCAGUCUGUGUGGGUGUGCCAGAGAGGCCUGCUUGGUUGGGGAGGGGGGACUUGAAAAUUGUGGGUAGGAAGGAAGGACUUGUUCUCCUCUUCGCCAGAUUUCCCAACCGCCACCAAAUGGCCAUUUGGGGAAAUGCAAAAAAACUCCUACCCGCUAUGAGAUAUUUUGCUUGUUUUGGAAGGAGUGAAAUGCUCUCUAGGAUAAUAAUUUUAUCUACUCAAAAUGUUUAGUAUGGAUUUAUGUGUGCAAGACAAAAUACUGCUGGAGAGAAGGAUAAUUCCUCAGAAUUCUGUAGACUUGAGUCCUAGAUGAUACUGCCAUGUCCUUGAGAAGAGCUAAGAGAGCCUUAGUGGCAGCUUGCCACCUCUUCCUGGUGACCUUUGAUCUAGUUUGGAGAUAUUAGAAGCAAGCACCCUGUAUCUGCUGUCCUUUUGAUAUGGCUGACCCCUUGCGGUGGAGCUUUCCACCUCUCUUCUCAAAGGACUGACGCAGAUACCCUAGGGGAGCAUAGGGCGCAGCAGUGUGCAGCUCCCUCUCUCUAGGGAUGGUAUAUUUUCAAUUUUGCAUGUACAAAAUUUAAGGCAUUUACAAGGCUGCAAUUCUAUGCACGCUUACCUAGAAAUGAGCUCCAUUACGUAGAGUGGGCCUUAUUGUGGAGUAAACAUUUGUAGAUUUCCCUAAAUAUGCCAACUAGUACAAUUUUAUGUGCUAAGUUAUAAACGAUGCAUGGCUUGGGGAAACCCAGCCAGAUGGGUGGGGUAGAAAUAAUAAAUUAUUAUUCUAUUAUUUGACAUUGCUGAAGUUUACUGGUUUAGGGUUGAUAAUAAAAUAAAUAUUGCAUACAUUCAAAAUUUGCCCUCAAAAUCUCAAGCCUGGCAGUGCAAAUUGUGGGUUUACCUUAGAACCAGCAGCCUUCAACAUAUUCAGAUCUGGGAUCCAGUUUCAUCCAGAACGUGCAUUGGAGACGGGGAGUCCCACUUCCCACCAGACAUAUCUCCUUCAGGGAUGUGUUCCACAGUUAGGGUGCACCACAGAAAAGACCCUUUCUUUGUAUUUCUAAAGAUGGAAUGCAGAGAACGGUGUGGGGGGCAGUUCUCUUGUUGCUACUCCCGUGAAAUCAGGAUGCAAUUCAGUUGUGGGUCCUAAUCUACCAGUUUACGACCAGUGCCCUAGAAUAGCUCCUGCUGCAAGGGAAGAUCAGAAUCCGGGGGGAAAACUGGCUUCCAGUCUUGUUGUCAUAGAAUGCCUCAUAUUGCUCAGAACUUUGCAAACCAAUGAGCUAGAAAACAAAGCUCAUUGUUAGGAGGUGUGAGUCUUAAGCUGUCUUAAUAGGUCUGGCAGAAUACCUUUGACAAGAGGUAUGUCAUACCUCCAUUCAUGUCAGUCAAUUUCACCUCUGGAUCCUAAUAAUUCUGUUUUUCUUUUUCCCAGCAUAAACUGUCUGACCCCAUCAAAUCCCCAGGGACUGUGAGUAUUUGUUAGCAUUUACUACUCUCUUACUUUCUCUAAUCUGUUUAUAUCCAGCCUCCAUUGUGUGGGGAACAACAAUUGCGAAAAAAAAUAAAUGGCUGUACAACAGAGGUACCCCAUGCUUGGCAGAAUACCAAGCAUUUUUGUAAACUGGUCAUUUAUCUGUCUGGCAUCUUUGUGCAGCAUGUGUGGUACAAAAACUGCUAAGGGUAUAUGCAGAACAAGGACUGUUUAUAUCUGGAAAAAAAGUACCGGUAUAUAAAAGUUUUCAAAAAAUAAAAGGGCCUCAUUGCAAAAGUUGCCGCCAUUUGAAUUCUAAGCUUGCUUCCUUGGAAGCAAACCCCUCUGGAGCAUAUUGAAAUUUCCUUUGUGGUGGGCUGGGAACUGUGAUUCCAAUUCAGAUGUGCUCUGGAUGUUUGCAAUGGAAGCCAGCUGUUAGGCAGCACUGACAGACUGGCUGGCACUCCCUGUGUAUUUAUUACAUUUCUAUCCCAGCCUUCCUCCCUGAAGAACCCAUAAUGUAUGGAAUCAAGGCACUUAAUUGCCCUGAAUCUCUGGAGCAGUGCUUGUACCUUGAGGGUGGAAGGUGGGUAUAGUGGGGAGACCACCGUUUGGGAACCUAAUAUAAAUUAGCUUAAGGAAAUUCACAGAAGGAUAACUUCUAGUCCCCUGAAAAGUUUUGAUGUAGGGCCAGGGGACCUUCCUGAACGAUGUGGUGGGGCAGCGGGGAAUUGUGCGAAGGUGGGCAGAGCUUCACAUCUGCAUCCUGUCAGUCUCCUCAUCCCUUCAGGGGGGCUUUUCGCGGUGCAUGGAUAUCAACGGCAUAAGGAGAGCAUGUGAAACUUCCUGUGAAUUUCCUUAGUACAGCAGUUUUUCUUAGGAUCCAAGCCACAGUUUUUAAAACAAGGAUAAAUAUGCAUGUUACGUUUAAAAAACCAAAUAAAAAUAUCAAGCAGGUUGCCUGUCUAAGCCUUGAAGGAGAUGCAGAAGUUGCAUCUGAACAAGGAUUCAGUUUGUAUCAGCCGGACCGUCAAUGGGGGCGGGGGCUAUCAGGCUCACCUUGUGGGUGAGGAAUGUGGUGUGAGCUCUCCUUUAUAUUAUAGAAUCAUAGAGUUGGAAGGGACCAUAAGGGUAAUCUAGUCCAACCCCCCUGCAAUGCAGGACUCGUUUGCCAGUGUGGUGUAGUGGUUAAGAGCGGUAGACUCGUAAUCUGGUGAACCGGGUUCGCGUCUCCGCUCCUCCACAUGCAGCUGCUGGAUGAAGGGAAGGAAGGGAAGGAGAAUGUUAGCUGCUUUGAGACUCCUUCGGGUAGUGAUAAAGCGGGAUAUCAAAUCCAAACUCUUCUUCGUUGAACCCACAACUCUGAGAUUAAGAGUCUCGUGCUGUGUCUACUGAGCUAUCCUAGCUGGAUAUGUUUGUCUUUAUCCUUCUCUUGGUUGUUGCUCCCAGUUAAAAGUAUCCUGACAAACGUUAGUCCAGGUACACAUGUGUGCAUCGACUGGAACACUAAAGAUUGCCAGGCUCCCUUGGAAGUGCAAGAGGAGGUGGGUGGCAUGGGGCUGCUACCCAUGAAGUGUUUGUUGAUUGUCAAAAUGGUCUUUGCCAUUACGUUAUGGCGCAAUGUAAAGUUGACAAGUGACGAAAGCAUUUGCUUUCAGAUGGCUGCAGCCAGCAGCAUAUUUGAGCAGCAGGAGCUUAAGAACUUUUCUGGACACUCUUGUUUUUGCACCUGAGUUGAUUGCAUUGCAAUGGUAGUUUCGGCUGGUUCGGUAUCAUCCUAGUAAAUUAACUCUGUUGAAGGCCAUGUGUCCCUGAUGUUGCCUUGGUGGAGAAUGGAGAGGGGUGUGUGAGUGUGUAUGCAAACUAGCCUACUGUGCAGAGGUAGAAUUCACAUCCAUUGCUUUGCAAGCUUUUGCCUCUGGCUGCACCCCUUGCCACGUGGCCCCCUGAAACACACUAAGAAAGAAAGCGGCCCUCAGCUUGAAAAAAGGUUCCACACCAUAGUGCUACAGCAGCAACACAACGUAGAGUUCAAAGAAGUUGGAAGCUUCGCUUUGAUGUUGCUUGAUAUUGGCAAGCACAGUUGACAACCAUUAUCUGAAUUGAUAUACUUUUAAUGCACAGCGUUCUUCCCUUUCCCAAGCCUUUAAAAGGGCUCAGUUUUUCAAAGAGCUGUGGGAGUUACCUCCCUACCAAUGCAGUGUGUGCAACUCUAAAUUGUGUGCCCUUAAAGGAGGCAUAUCUGUAGAAGUUCUGACCCUGGAAAGGUCCCUGUGUUCCUAUCAAUUCCUGGCCCUGUUAACCUGCCUUUGUGGUAUUCAAGGCAUUUAAACUAUUCUGAAGACUGAAAGAGCUGUGUGCUUUCAUGAGAGUAAUUAAUUCUGGUUACCACAUGAUUGUUGUUUCUCAUAUAGACUCUACGUCGAGAAUGGAGAAAAUUGUAUACAGUAUAUAUGUAUAUAAAUCUUAUAACUCAUUUAAAUCAAUCUUGCGUUUUUGUUAUUUUAGGUUUCACAUAUGUGCUCCAGAUACCUUUAAUCUGUUUCACAACUGACAUAAGUAUCCUUGCACAAGACUUUGUGGGAUCAUGAAACCAGUAUUAUGUUUUUAAGUUGUAUGUUGUAUACCACUGUGCAAUAUUUUAUACCAAAGUGCGGUUUAUAAAUAUUUAAAUAAUGCUAAACUACUUUGGGUGACGUUAGAUUGUCCUAUCUAGAUUAAUUUUGUCUUGUAAAAUUUGACCUGUUGAUUUUAUAAUGCUAAAAACACUCAAAGCAGCAAAUUUCAAAUAUUGGCCAAUUUAAAUUGGAUUAAAAUAUCUAGCAGGAUAUUUAACCUGGUGCACUGAUGAGAUGAGCCAGCAGAACCUUUUACUUCCCUGUGCCAUUUUCUAACACAUGUGGCAGUUCUUAGGCAGAGCAUUCCCAGGGGGGCCAAUUGCCUUGAGUUAGACUUUGAUCUGACAGAAGGUCAUUGUUCUGCUUGAGCCGUAAAAAGAUGUCAAUUUUUGAUUUUGACCCAUAUGGUUUCUGCUUGAAAGCUUAUGGUUUCCCAGAGAUGGGCUGUCUGUAGCUUACAAGCUGUGUGAAAGUUCAUUAGGGCAGUUUUGUAUCCUCUACAAUGUAAAAGUCCUGUGAGUUCUUGUUCUCCCACUGUGUAUGAUUAUAAAUUGGUAGAUCUCAUUGUGGCCGAAGAAAGUUUGGAAAUGUGGUAGGAAAUAAUGCCAAAGGAUCAGAAGGAAUGAAUGAAAUAAGAUGUUAUUUCUCUGUGGAUUUUUCAGCUCAUCUUGAUGGCAUUGAUAACACUUGUGCGUAGGGCUGGGCGAUAUGCAGUUUUCAACAGUGUGAUAUAUCACCAGCUAAACACCGCAAUAUAUUGAUGAAUCACAAUGUAUGAAAUAAGGAAGGAGCUAUGGGUAUUGGCUGGCUUCAUGGUUUUUCCUGCAUCGUGAUUUUUGCCAGCGCCUGCUCUUGUGAUUCGCUGCAGAGUUAAUAGCAGCUGCAGGAAUCGAGAGAAGCAUUUGCUAGCUACACUGUUUUCCCCACAUUGUGAUUUUCACAUAAUGCACACACACACACACACACACACACACACACUCGUGAAAUUGCCAGGUCAAAAAUUAUGAAACCAAUAUCACAAUAUGGACUUCAAAGCGGUUUUGGAUGAUAUGUUGAUAUAUCACCCAGCCUUACUUGUGUGGCAGUCCUAACCCCAACCCCCACAGGGUGGUAGAGCUUACUGCCAUAUCUGCAGACUUUGCUGACCAUGGUGGAAGGUGUGCAGGAUGCGGAUGUUUGGGUCCGAUUCCUAUGCCAUUUCCAGGCUAGCACAGUGAUCAAGCCUGGAUCAGGCCUAAUACCAUCAUACAACGGCAGUGAGACCAGAUUGGGACCCAACAGAUCCCUGGAACCUAGCUCAGCCCUGCCUCUCCCUAUCUUUUCUACAGCCUGUUUUGAGACUUUCCUCUGGCGAAGAACCUGCUAGCAUGCCACAAGUUGAGAGGGACACUGCUCAGGAUGGAUUUGAUUUAAAUCAAAUCAAUUUAAAUCAUGAUUUAAAUCACUAGUCAGUAAGACUUGAUUUAAAUCUUUCUCUUUUUUUUACAGAAAGACUCAUUCUUGCUGCUAUAUUUACAACCAGAUGAAGGUUUCAUUUUCGGAAUAAUAAAUUUUCAAAGUAGUUUCUACAGUUGUAUCAAGAAUUACUGAUUUGGUUAAACUACUAGAAAUGCAUAGACAGAUAAUUAUGAAAUUAUUGUGAGGUUUAAUAAGUUAACUGUUUAUAUUUGGACAGCUUUUCUGCUGUACUUUGUUGGAAGGAGAAAAAUAAUAAUUUCCUUAAUAACAAUUUAUUUAACUAAAACAAUAACUUUAUAGUGUAUGUAUCCAUGUUUGUUAACUGAUAUGGUUAAACAGUUUUAAAAAACCAACUUAGACUGAGCUUUAGCACACCUGAAAAACUUAAAAUAGCCUUUGGACUAUAAUAGACUGUAACUUAAAUAGAAAAUUAUCUUCAGAAAUUUUUUUCAUCUAAAAGCAUUUUUUUAAAAAAACCUUUUUAAAUUUAAAAAAAAAUCCUUUUUCUUUUUACAAAUCAUUAAUUUUUAUCCACCCUGCUUCUGCCCCAGUAUGGUGUGAGGGUUUUUUUGGAUCACAGUGCUAGUCUGCAAUCCUGAAGAGGGGAGGGAGAGAGAGCUGGCUGUUGUUGAAGUGCCACAUCCAUCGCUCUGCGGGGCUUGUGCUUUCAGGGCAGAAGUAUGAGCUCUUGUGGUCCUCUGUCCUUUUCUGUCUGCUCCUUUAAUGAUUUCCCUCCCAUUGGGAACAAUGGAUGGGAAAUCAAUGACACCAGCCUCCAGGGAUGCUGUGUGUUUUCUUUUGGUUUGGAGGUGGAUCAGGCAACGGGGAUAGCUGUGCCUUUUCCCCAGGACUCUCCUCGCAGUACCCCCUUUUGGACCUACGUAUGUCAGAGCUCUAUGGACACCAGACUUCCCUUGCCGUGAUUGCUGCCCCAUCCACACUUGCAGAACGACCUCUGAUGCUUCCUUGCCACAGUUCUCCCCUUGAAGAAUGACCUCCAAUGUUUGCCAUAGCCCCUGGAACACUCUCUUUGGCACUGUAAGCUUGCAGGUUUAAUUAUUUUCAGGGACAGCUUGGGUUCCACGCUUGUGGGAGAAGUUGCUAACAAGCGUAAGAAUCAUGUUGUGUUUCUUCCUCGGCUAUCCCUUGGCGUUGACGCCAUCUUGAUUGGACCUUCUCUGGUGAUCCUAAAAGUGACUGGGGGGUGGGGUAAAUUCUAUUGGGAAAACCUUCCAGCUUGCGGGAUUUGGCUUAUAACCCAGAAUCUUUAGCUGGACCCUGAACUUCAGGAAAGAGUUUUGAUUGGGGCAGUUGGUGUAUUCUGCACUGUAAAAGUUAGCUCCUCUCCUGCAGUGUCGCGACCCAACCAUUCUGUGAUCCGACCCCCAACAGUGCUGCUCUUAGCUUAAAAAACAAAUUGUGGUUGGUCAGACUUCCUGCUGUCUCAUCUAGUUUGGCUCUGAAAUAUGCCAUUUAGUUGGUUCACGAUUCAUUUCCCCUUGGUUGCUGCUGAGUAAACGUUUGACCCUUGCCCGUUUUAUUUUUCCUUUUGCAAUUCACCAUGAUAUAUAUUUGUAGCGUUACAUGUCAGAGGCUUUUUCAACUGAACUUUGUUUUUCAGAAAAACAACAAACUUUUCUUAAAAACAUGAAACCUUCAUGUGAGCCAGAAGCAUGGCAGCUGCUGUUUCUCAGGUUUCAUAAAUAGUUGUGCCUUGACAUAAUUUAAAAUCUGUUGAAACAGAUGAAGACUGAGGGCAAGGAGGAGUAGGAACCAGGUCUUCAUUAAUUUCCCUUUGAAUUCAGCUAUGACUUGUCUCACUUUCUAAUACAGAGCAGCGUAAGCUCCUUGGAAAGAGAUUACAAAUAAUAUGGUUGGUGCAUUAAUCUGGGCUUCUUGGUGGAUGUUGACAACCUAUUUUUAAAUCUGACAAACAAGACGGUGGAAAGUAAUCUUGUAGCAUUCAGCUGUAUGAAGAUCUAGGGAAGAUCUUACUCAGCCCCAUCCCAUGAUUUUUAGUGUCUACACAAAAGUGUCGGAAUAGGUUGCCUGGGGAUUUGUGAUUAGGUGAUAUCAGUGUACUGAGGACCUUCCUCCUUUAUCUUCUGAGCCAGGUGAGGUGGUGUGAAGGGCCUUCAGUGGGAAAGUGGGCUAUAAAUUUAUGAAUUAUUAAGUAAAUAGGAUUCUGGUGGUAGUAAGUGAUGUAGGAACCAGAGAAGGACAUAUCUUCCGGCAAGUUGAGAGUAAAGGCUUAAAAGUUAGGCUGAGAAUGAGAACUUUAAAAUUUUGGGAAUGUAGGGGUGGUCCCUCCAGACUUACGUUUUGUUUCAGGUGCCUCCUGAGACAUAUUCUUGAGUCAUGACACAAUCAUGGUGCAUCAGUGGUGGGUUGAUUUUUCUUUACCUUGUUGUGCGAUCCUUCCCCAAUGCCAGCUCAUCGUUGCUUUCCGGGAGGAUAAAAUGCAGCAAAAGGGAGGUGAAAAUAAGCCCAAACAUUUGUGGUAUUCCAUAUUGUUACGUAAAUAAUAAAUGAAUGAAUGAAUGAAGAAUUGUAAAUUGAAUAUAAGGAAUGAAAUGUGAAUUAGAGAUAAAUAUGUAAUAUCAAACAGCAGUGCGGAAAACUAUGGAACGUAACUAUGACUAGGAGUGGGAAGUCAACUUUUUGGAAAAAUUGUGUUAAAUUUGAUGUAAUUUGGCAUUGAUUUGUUUUUUAAAAAAUGGAAAACAAAUAUUAUUUGGCUAAAUAAAUAAAUAAAUAGUUAGUUAGUUAGUUAUGAGUUUUCAGCAGGGAGUAGGGGAUAUGUACUGAUUGCAAAUGAAGCAGUGUGACCACCAGAAAACUUUUGCAGGGUUGCAUAAGCUUAGUUGUACUGUACUGCAUAUGACCAUAGCCUUGCCUGCCAGAGCUAGGGGUCUUUUUAUUAAGGGCAUCUAUCCCCCCUCCUUCCUCUAGCUCUCUCAGUGCAAUGAAUGGUCAAAUUUAGAACUGCAGCAGCCUUCAGUUGUACUGUACUACAAAUCCCACACCCAUAUAUGUUUGUCAUAGAAUCCCAGAACUGUUGAGUUGGAAGAGACCCUGAGGAUCAUCUAAUCCAACCCCCUUUUGCUCAAACCACGACUCUGAGAUUAAGAGUCUCAUGCUCUGCUGACGGAACUGUCCCAGGGCAAAGCGUUUAUUUACUAUGUUUACACCCUGGUUUUCUGGUAUGAUGGAACUCAAGACAGCAUUCAUAGGGGCUGCCAGGCUGUCUCUUGCCCUGCUUAGCUUUAGCAAAGUUGCUGCAUCAUGCACCUUGAGAACCUGCCCUGUUCUGAGACCAUUCAGAGCUUUGAAGAGAGUUAACUAUACUGGACAAGUUAUUGGCUUAGUUUGCUUAGAAUGUACACAUUCCCAAGACUUCCUGGCAGCUGCAUGUUUCAGUGGAAGACGGAUAGUAGUGCCUGUCUUCUGUUAUUGACUGUGCCACUGAGGUACCCCAAAGUUCCUCCAAACACAGCUGGAAAACCACUUUUCUAGGCUGAUCAGUCUUUGAACAUGCUGUAUUUAUUAUAUUUCUUUCAUUUUCUCGUGUGAUACUGAGAUGCAGUGGGAGUAACAUAAAUGACCAGGCAACUCCCAUUUAUUUUCAGUGACAGCAGUUUGGUCAUGAAUGGGCUGCCUGUGAGAUGUGCUUGUUGAACUGCGUUCACAGUUUUUUAAAAAAAAAAAAUUCUGUGGCAAUUAAUAUGAGCUGGAAUCUGCAGCCUGUUCGGCAAAUUACGGAUCAUGUUUGCACAAUUUCUUCCUUUUGCAAACUGUUCUGCGAUUGCUGCUGUUUUGCACAAUUGUCAUAGAAGAGGAAAGGAUGCUUGAAUCUCCCAACCCGAACAAAUGUUAUUUAGGCCUCUCUGCUCUCAGACUUCAGCAUUUAUUAUUACUCAUACAGAUGUUGCAGCCUUAUGGGCUAGCCUUGUGUCCCUCAAAGCUGAAUUCUGUGCUUGUCACAUUCUGCUCUUUCCCCCUCUUGUUCAGCCACAGCCCUAGUUUUUCCGCUAGGUAAAUCCCUUUAGCUCAUCAUUGUAUAGCUCAUCAUUGUAUUACAGGAUAUUCCUGUAAUCAGCCAUAUUGACUUUGAAAAUGCUGGAGUGAAUCAGGGUGCCCAUACUUGCUUAUUUUGUGCUGCACUGAAUUCAGUCUAAGAAGCCACAACAAUGGCACAUUCUGUUAGUGAGGGACGUGCUGCUUGUAGCGUAGUCACUUUGCACGGCCACGGAGUGUGUGGAAGGUCUGUAGCUAUUACAGUGAAAGCAGGCACGACUUCGGGGUCUUAGCACAAAGAACCUUUUAAUGCUGUUAUGUAAGCACGCACGGUGGUGUCUCUCUCUCUCCCCUUAACGGUGUGAUAAAAAUGAGAGUGCCUGCUUGUUUCAUACAAAAGUGCCGUACUCCUAAUUAAAUAAUGGGUUGUGUUGGGGAUUUAUUGGAAUUAUUCUCUCUUCCCUUUUCAAAUUUCCAUUUUGCAUGAAUGGCCGCGACAAUUUGUGUUGCUUAAGGCUACAUUGCGUUUGUUCAGGCAGCCAGAAUAUUCACUGACCGAUCGGGUAGUUAUCUCAUGAACAGAGCACAACCCCGAGCGCAUGACGAGGAUUUGAUCUGACAGUUUUACUGUCAUGCAAUGCAAAGAGGUUUUAAAGCAAGAGGAAGGAGAAGCAGCCAUCUGGGUGUUGUAGGAGGAAUCUGGGCUGUCCUCAGUUGUCAGAAAUGAUGCAAGAUGCUUUCCAGCAUACACAGCUGCUUCUCUCUGGCUCAUCUGUCUGUCUGUCUGUCUGUCUAUCUGUCUAUCCAUCCAUCCAUCUAUCUAUCUAUCUGUAUCUCUAUCUCUAUCUGUAUCUGUAUCUGUAUCUGUAUCUGUAUCUGUAUCUGUAUCUGUAUCUGUAUCUGUAUCUGUAUCUGUAUCUCUCUCUAUCUCUAUCUCUAUCUCUAUCUCUCCAUCUAUCAUCUAUCAUCUAUCAUCCAUCCAUCCAUCUGGCUAUCUAGCUAUCAUCUAUCAUGGAUCAUUGUUGGCAUCCAUCUGUCUCGAGAGACAAUGGAAGAAUGCACCAUUGGGGGUAAAGUCAAAUCGUUAGGAGACUUACAGCGCCUGCUGUGGCUGUAGAGGCCAGUACUAAAGAGACUUGUUUUAUUGCAGCUGGGGAAGAUGAAGGCAUCUGGUUUCACUGUUACAGAUGCACCAUGACAUUUCUUCUCUCCUAUCAGAGAGAGUGAGAGAGCGCUAAUUUUAAUAUUCUCCAUAUUUUAAAUGCUUAUUAUGUAACUUCAAAAGAAAGCUAAGCAGUGACAGAUACGCAUCAAUAUGGACCAUACGUCGGCUUUUGAAUCCAGACUUACAUUUUUACUUUCAUAAGUCCUUGGUAUAUUUACAAACAGGCAUAAAAGUCACAGAUUAAAUUUGUUAAUUGCAGUGAGUUCACUUUUGUAAUGGAUAGUGUUCAGGACUGGAAAAACCCUAUGCCCUGUUUAAAGUAAAGCAGUAUCUAUUGAGAUUAUUGAUGAUAAUGACAAUGAAACACCUUUCCUAGAAAGGUGUGUGUGUGUUGUCUGGUCAAUCUUUUUUGUCUCACCAAAUCCUGGAAGCAAAGCCAGUGUAUUUGACCUGAGAAUUGUGAAAGACUGAAAUGAGAGAACUUAACCAUUUUUUACACUAGGUAUUGGAAUGAAAUAUAUGACAGGAAUUCAUUUGGAUUUUCUGGUUCUGUGAAGGAAGCAGAAGCUGAGGAAGAACUAUUGACUUGUGUUCCUGAAAUGCAAAUGCAAACUUCUGGUUCAUUACAAGCACACAAAUGAAGCACAACAUUUUUCUUCUCCUGGAACAUUUCCGUAAUUGAAAGUGAAGCCAGAGUGCAGCAGUUAAGCAGUUGCUGCUGCUUGUUUUCUGCUUCAGUUCUGCUUUAUUCUAAAAAUGUCAGGAAUGAUGAUGACCUAGAGGGUUUUUGAUGGGGCAGGUGGUUCACAUAUUUCACUGUUGUGUAAGCCUGAUGGAAACUUCCACUGUAACGUGCAGGUUCUUACCCUCUCCCACUUUUUUUAUUGGAUGUCCUUUAGUUUGGUUGUAUACAGUGCAGAGUGAUUUUCAUUUGCUUCCAGUUCUUCAGCUGCACUGUUCUACUCUAGUGAACUUCAGCCUUGAGCGUUUAGGUUUAGAGUACAGUUUUGAAAAUACAUGACCGAGUUACACCACUAAAACUGAGCAGGUCUUAACACUGCAAGCAGCCAGACUGUUUGGGCACCAUUCCUUUAGCUGCUCUAUUCUCUUUGGAAGAAGGGCAGGGUGUUACGAAUAAAAUGUCUCGAAGCUGUUAAUCUGCCUCCCAGGCUUCAUACCAUCACUAGUUCCUGGUGCUACGUGAUGCAAACGAUUUCCUCCUUAAUCCUACCUUAAUUGUCUUUUUAUGGAAAUGGGCCUACAUAGGAUUUGGGUCAUCCUUGGCAGCCGUGUCAUUUUCCUAAAUGCAAAGCUGCCAUUGUAGUUUCUGCCUUCAGUUGGAGUUGGGAGAAGUAGCUUCUGGUAUCCGUCAAAACUUUGUGUGAACCAUUUGUCCAUAAUAAGCGUAUACACACACUAUGCACUGUAAGCAAGGGCAUAUGUGCUGCCUAAAAAUGUUCUUUGCAUAGCUUACAUUAUCAAUGAAAUAUCAAAAUUACAGCUGUACUAGGUGUAGGCACUGUGUUAACCGUAAUAACAAUUUCCCCUGCUUAAGUGUACCACGUGUGGGAGUGAACUACCAGGAAAACAGGGUAUUACAAGUGUUGUCUAUGGCGUAUCAUUUGCAGACUUUUGCUGAGGUUUUAUUCCUCCUUUCUUUUGAUAUAGAAAAAUAGGGAUGGUUGGCUUUUGCUGCCCGACUCCCCAAGGGACAGAGUCCCCUAAAUCCAUGAUGGGUCAGAGAUGAAUGGAUGGAGGCAGGAGGCAGUGAAAGCAAGGCAGAUCUUUUAUUUUUCUGUUGCAACUGAGUUCCCACCCCUCCUAGCAAGGAGGCAAGAGAGACCCAGAACCAAGAAGAAACAUCCCUUUUAAGGGUUUGCAUUUUGGUGUGCAGAAAAAGGACAUCCCCUCUACAAAGAGUCAGAAAUUACAUCUCACAUAAGGUGGGGUUACUGUGGCUCAGGUAGGCCAAGGCGUGAUGUUCCUGAGGAUUUAGCAAGUUUUACAUAGUUCCAGACAGUUUACACAAAACACCAGCAUUUGAUAAGACAACCAGAAUGCAGGUCAGAUAUCCCUCAAUGCAGAGCAUCUGGGCAAACGAUGACAAUUAAUACAAAGGAGGUUCAUAGAUCUAGGAGAUGAAUCCCUUCUGCCUCCAUGUUCUCAGGCAAGGGGGAUUAAGGAGGCAGAGGAAAUACUUAGAGUCUUUUGGAUUGCUCUCCUGUACUAUUUUAGACAUGUGGUUUAGAUACUUACAUAUGUGUGUUUACCUUGUGCAGUUAUCAACAUUCUAUAUUUGAGACCUUAGAAUUCCUAUAACUAUUUCAUUUUUGGGAGCUGCACAAAUUCAGCCAGUUUUGAGAAAUGACAAGAGAAUUGUUCUGCCAAGCUGUUUCACUUGAGUGGAUAUAGUAACAGUGAACUGCAAAUCUCGUCAGUACAUGUGUGAGGAUAGCGUUUUUAUCCCCCCCCCCCCCAGUAUAAAAUCAUGGAAUUGUAGAGUUAGAAGGUACCCUGGGGGUCAUCUAAUCUAACCCACUGCUAAUCAGGAACCUCACAGUGCUUCUCAUCAAGGCUUGGAGAUUUGAAUUUAUUAAAAGUAGCUAGGUGUUCCCUUACCACACCUCUUCCUGCCUUGGGCUGCAGCUCCAUCCUUGCAUCAUUUAUUCUGUUACCACUAGUUUUAGGCACUGCUUUCCUUUUGGGUGAAGAUAGAGGCAAAGUAGGUGUUGAGCAGUUCCACCUUAUCUCAGUAUGCAUCCUUUGAAUCUCAUUUGCCUUGUGGUUGCCCGUCUGCUCUGUUUGGAGAGGUCCUUAUUUGAAGGUUUUUGCCGUUUGCUUGGAUUUUCACCAUCCUGGAUUAUUCGGAGUCCUCCACAAAUUUGGGCACUUAAAAAGGUAAAGGGUAAAGGGACCCCUGACCAUUAGGUCCAGUCGUGGCCGACUCUGGGGUUGCGGCGCUCAUCUUGCUUUAUUGGCCGAGGGAGCCGGCGUACAGCUUCCGGGUCAUGUGGCCAGCAUGACUAGCCACUUCUGGCGAACCAGAGCAGCGCACGGAAACGCCGUUUACCUUCCCGCCGGAGCAGUACCUAUUUAUCUACUUGCACUUUGACGUGCUUUUGAACUGCUAGGUUGGCAGGAGCAGGGACCGAGCAACGGGAGUUCACCCCGUCACAGGGAUUCAAACUGCCGACCUUCUGAUCGGCAAGUCCUAGGCUCUGUGGUUUAACCCACAGCGCCACCCGCUUACUUUGACUUAAUUAUGAGGAAAUUGAAUAACAACAGUCCCAGUGCAGAUCCUUGGGAGACUUCGCUUCUUACUUUUCUCCGUUGUGAGGCUGUAUUUACUCUUGCUGCCUGGUUGAUGGUUAAACAAAAGGAAGCAAUCAGUGCACAUCCUCUUAUCAUAUUUGUGUUAAUUUCAUUAGUUUUAAUUGCCAUGAGCUCCGGAUAUAAAAAUGCAAACAAAUCUUCCCUCUGUUGAGUUUACUAGUAAAUACAGUGAUUAGUGUUAAAUACUAAUCACUGCUGGUUAGGGACUUCAUAAAAUGCUUUUUGAAAGCCUAAGUAGCCUGAUUGCAGCCAGCAUGUUUGUCCAUGGUGGAACAUGAAGGCACAAGAUAUUGAAAGGAAAAAUAAUGUCACAAAUAAAUUUUUGCAGUUUAUAUAUGUGUGAGUAGGCGUGCUUGUAUUUGCUGGACUAGAUUGAGAUAUAAUUGAGGUCCUCUCCUAAAUUAUAUAGCCUUAGAGUUGAAAUCAAAUAAAAGUUGGAUUCUUGUGAUUUAGUUGUCUGCCUGCAAUAGCAAUAAAACAUGUCCUCUGUUUCAAGGGGAUGGCCUUCCCUGUGGACUUACUGGAAAACUACAGUCAUGAAGACCUGGAAAGUUCUGGAGAAGAUUAUAUGUCUGAUCUCAGGUGUGGGGAUCCAGAAAACCCAGAGUUCCUGUCUCUUGCCAGUAAUGUCAAAGUAAGAUUUGAGAAUUAGCUUGGCAUCUUGGUGUUUUAUAUGUCUGUUAACAGUGGACUUUAGUUGUACAUUUAUAAUGGCUUUCAAUACUCUGUUACUCAGAGCCUUUUACUCUCCCAGUAUUUGUCAGAUGGGGUAUAUAUGGCCUGUGUCACAGGCAUUGUGUGUUCUGGAUCAGCCUUUCCCAGCUUUUGGUCCCCAGAUGUUGUUGGACCUCAACUCCUAGCAUCCCUGGCCACUGGUCCUGCUGGAUCUAGGGAUGAUGGGAUUUAUAGUCCAACAACACUUAGGGACCGAAGGUUGGGAAAGGCUGUUUUGGAGGCGCUGAGGGCCCAGUUGUUUGUCUGCCUGUUUGUUUUUUUAAAAAGACCAAUGUCAUAGGAGAAUCAAGGAGAUGGACACCCCCAUCCAUCACUCACAAUUUCCAACUUUUUGUUUUGCUUUUCUCUUUGUAAUUUAAUGCCACAGCUAAAUCUUUCAUUCUUGGAUCCUGGCAUGUCCUUGGUAAAUUGAUAUGCAGCAAAGCAGAGGGAGAAACCGUGUCUGGUUCUUUCUUUAAAAAAACCUUUGACGACUGCAGCAGAACAAAUGAGUCUAUUGUCUCUUCUGUAGCAUAUUUUAAUGUGUGACUGUGCUAACAAUUUUACAGCAGAAGAAGAACAUGAAAAGAUAAUAAUGUUUUUCUUCUCCUUCCUUCCCCCCACUCCCUAGAUCCCAAUUCGUCUAUCCACAAUAGGCUUCGUCCCCCUUUAUGGCGGAGAGGAAAGGCACAAAGUCCUUGCUUUGUUUGCGCCAGAGGAUUCGCUCACAGGUUUCACUUAAAUUUUUGUUUCAGUAUUGUAGUAUUCUGCUCUGAGUCUUUUUAUUUUUACUAUGCUUACUUAUUUCUUGUCCUUGCUCCUGAAUCUCUCUGUAAUUGUGCAUUUCAGAACCAUAAUAACUUUAGUUGGUACUGAAGCCAGGGUGUGGAGCAGCUGACUAGGCUGUGUAAUGUUUGGUCUGUAGGAAAGACCUGCAACCUGUCCGUCAGUGUUGCCUUGUGGGCACUGAUAGAUUAUACAACCUAAGGAGGUGAUCCCAGAGAACAUCCCUGGCUGUUGGAUGGACUAGUGCUGCUAUGCCCCCUUCACUGUUAUUUUGGAAGCAGGAGCAGUUUGCCAUUACUGAAUGGAAGCAAAGAGCCUGAGGUUCAGAUGUAACAACGAACCAUGGUUGGAUGUUACAAGUAUGAGCCUUGAUGUCAUGCGUUCCCUCUCCACCCAAGAACAGAAGAGGUUUAAAGUUUCUGUUCCUGGUUGUUUCAAACCAUGGUGUACCUUUUUCACCCAACCCACAGUUUUCCAAGUUCGGACAGAACAGGAAACUGCCCUUAAGAGCAAGCCAAGAAAAGGAGCUUUGAAUCUCUUACCCUUGCACACCGAAGCAAAGAGGUAGCAAUCUGGCUCGUCCUCAUAACCGGCCAUGGUUUGUUGUUGCAGCUUGAAGUAGGGCCUGUGUCCAUCAACGCUACUGUAAAGGCCAGCUAGCUUCUCUUCUCCCCACACUGCCCCUCCUGCUGAACCCUUUUGGCUAAGGCUUAAUAAGUGACGAGGACUGAAACGUAAUGUGUUGAACAAGUGUUCACUGUGAAUAAAAAUAACCCUUAGAGUGCAAUCCCAAUGCUCCUAAUUUGGAGGAGGUCAAGAAUUAGGUACAUAGGUACCUAUCCACCUGCAGAGAGGACUGCUGCUUGAAGGGGAGCUGGACCAGCUGGUAGAAAGCUACUGCUAGCAGUAGCAAGCAAGAAGACUCACAAAGCAACAGGAUGAAGAUAGAGCUUUGACAUCUUUGGAUUCCAAUCCCUCAGCUACAGCAGCCAGGAUCUGGCAUUGUCAAAAGGAAGACCCAGCCCCCACUUCUGCUCUGGCUGGCAUAAGCCUGUCAGAGCUGAUGCAGAAGUUGGCUCGUCACUCCUCCCAAAUAUAUCCUCUAUUAAAGUAGCAGUUUGGGACCAGUCUAUUUGGAAGAUUGACCUACCCCAUAUAUGCAGCCUUGACAUCUUUGGUUCGCAGGACGAUUACAGAUGCGACAGAAUACUUGUUCCACACAAGAAAUUUAUCUUUUUGUGUGACCCCCCAUAUACACUUAGGAACUCCCAAAGUUGACAUCCGGCAGGUGCCUCUUGCUGGAGUCCCGUAGAAAACAUCGGCACGCAUCCAAAAUACAUGGGCACGAUAUAAAGCGUAUUAGCAGAGUCAAUGAAAGCAAAAUUGUGUGGGAAUUGUGGCAUCAAGUAUUUUAUUAUUUACAACAAAAGAAACAUGGCAUUUUGUGUGAGCUCCUCACACAUCCUCUCUAGCUAGACAGAGAGCAAAGAAUGGAAGUUUGUCGGCUUGAUUUCUGCUGGCACACAGUGAUAAGAAAUGAAAUCAUCCCAUCACGUGACCCUCUGCAAUAGCGGCAGUGGAAAAUACUGACACCUUCACUACACUCAUUCUAGCACUUGCUUAGAAUAUUUUUGGUUAAGCAAGUCUCUCCAGACAUACAAAAGUUACAUGUGUUUUAUGUUUUUGGUUUUUUUAAGCUACGGUUGAUUUUAACCAGAUUUGAAUAUUUUAAAAUAUCUGUUUUAAACUGUUCUUUGGCGACCGUUUUAAUUUUUGGAAACUUCUUAGAGAUAAAUUACAACUAACAGGUGUAGAUUAAAAAACAACAACUGUAGUAGCAUUGUUAUACCUACUUUUAUGCAACUUCACACUUACUCAACAUAAUUAAGACCAUCGCCACCAUUGUCCUAGCUUCAUAUUUCUCUUUUCUCAUUCAAGCUGUUGCCCUUUUCCUUGCUGAUCAGUGGUGGCCUGUUGAUGAUAUUGUGAGAACAUCUGAUCCUUCCAGAGAAGGACUUUUGCAGGUACGUAAAGCUUUUGUUCUGUUAAGUGUGUGUGUAAUCUGAGAAGCCAUCUAAUCCAAACAGAGAUACUGCGUAAUGUAUUCAGAGUGUCUAAUUCAUAUUUACUUGGAACAGAAUUGGUGUGUGUUGCAUGCACAGAGAUGUGCAGGCAGUGCUUUCUAUAAUUCUGAUUAUGUUUUCGGGUUGUGGCGCAAGCGACUUGUAUGUGUCGCAGGAAGCUGACUCUUUUUUAAAAAAGCAUGUAUACACUACAAAUUUAAGAUGGCUCAGCUGAUAAACAGCUUUUUCCUCAGCAAAUCCUGGCAGAUAAUAUUUUUGAGUGAGUGGUCAGGCUGCCUCACGUAAUCAACAGCCCUCUCCCCGGAUCUCCAGGUCCCAUAGUCUCAUGAAAAAAGUGACAGUAGCUUAACCAUGAGCACUGUUUUGCUGGAAAGGUAGGAUACAAAUUUAACAACUGACAAAUAAAUUAACACUUUAAUGUGGGUCUGCCCUAUCAUCAGGUGUUCCUCUAAUUCCUGGCUUUAUGGUGUAUGUAUUAUGUUUAUGAAGAAUUGAUGCUUUUGAAUUAUGGUGCUGGAGGAGACUCUUGAGAGUCCCAUGGACUGCAAGAAGAUCAAACGUAUCCAUUCUUGAGGAAAUCAGCCCUGAGUGCUCACUGGAAGGACAGAUCGUGAAGCUGAGGCUCCAAUACUUUGGCCACCUCAUGAGAAGAGAAGACUCCCUGGAAAAGACCCUGAUGUUGGGAAAGAUGGAGGGCACAAGGAGAAGGGGACGACAGAGGACGAGAUGGUUGGACAGUGUUCUCGAAGCUACAAACUGAGUAUGACCAAACUGUGGGAGGCAGUGGAAGACAGGAGUGCCUGGCGUGCUCUGGUCCAUGGGGUCACGAAGAGUCAGACAUGACUAAACGACUAAACAACAACAAUUAUGUUUGUAUUAUCUAAAGUAUUACAGUUCUCUUGAGUUAGUUUACAAAUGAAGAUAAAAACAAACGGAAUAACGUAGUGUGUCAUAACCACAAAACCCAAACAUAUUUUUAGAAAAAAAUUAAUCUACCCCUCUUUGCUACCUUGAAAGUAGGGAUGUGGAUUCAGCAAAAUUUAGCCACAUGGCCUUUUUGGAACAAUAUUCUUUUCUUCUUCAAUCAUAGUCAUAUUCUUUCUAUGUGUUUACUAUAGGUGAACUCUAUUGGAGAGAGAGUGGUCCUCUAUGUGCUAAAUAGAUUAAUUUAUCGCAAGCAAGAAAUGGAGAAAAAUGAAUGCCCAUUCCUCUGUCAUGGUAGCCAUGAUUAUGCGAAAAUACUAUGGAAGAAAGGAGAGGCAAUUGGUUUUUAUUCUGUUAAGCUUCCAGGUAAGACUUCCCUUUUAAAAUAAAAUCACAAAAUGCCAUUUAAUGCAAGGCAGAGAGAAACAAAGUCCAUAGUUUUACAUUGUUUGAGAACCAUGCUUGUAGUCUUCUUGCACUUUUACGUUCAGGGUGAUAAGUGGUAAUGGCAACGGAGGCCAUGCAGAAACUGAAAACCAGAACAUUAUAAAAGCAGCAUAAAAUAGAAAGCAGAAUUAAAAUGGUAUCUAUGAAGCUUGGGAAAACAAUGAGGUCUUUGCCGGACACUGAAAGGACAGUAAAGUUCAUUUUAAAACAUAACAGUAUAAAAAAAAUACUUAUUUUAACAUCUUGCCAAUCUAAUUCCACAAAUAAACCUGCAAUGGAUGUCCUCAAAACUAAUUGCACUUGCUGUAUUUGGGGGGCCGAAUGGAUUAUGUUAUAUAGCCUUGAUGUCUGUUGGAAACUUGAUACUUGGGCAGAUGGGUUUCUAGCCUGCUAUAGCUAACCGCAUCUUAGGGGAAGGCAGUAAGCAGAUGGCAGUCUUUUUGUGUGUUUGUUCCUGUUGAUACUUUGACCUUUGUGAACAGAAUACACUAUUUCAAAGUAUAUUUGAAGUUUACAGUUGGUCUCAGGGAUUUGUAGCCUGUUGUUGUUUUUAAAUUGUUCCUCUUGGUGGGUAGGAAAGUGAUUGCUAUAAAAUCAUCCAAAUAAGUUGGCAUGCCCAAGUAUGCCCCCUUGCCAUCACCUGAGACUAGAAGUAGUGAGGAUAAGGUUCUGCAGUAAGUUACUUUCAAUACUGUUUGUCCAACCUUGCCACCCCUAAUUGCAUCCCAGGUUUGUUAUGUUAGCCUGGCACUGCCAGAAUCAAGAGUAAUGGGGUAAGAACAGAAAGGUAAGUUGAUACUUGCCAGUGUUAAUGUAGGACUAACAGCAAUCACAGGGAUGCGGGUGGCACUGUGGUCUAAACCAUUGGGCCUCUUGGGCUUGCUGAUCAGAAGGCUGGCAGUUCGAAUCCGCACAUUAAGUUGAGCUCCUGUUGCUCUGUCCCGGCUCCUCCCUACCUAGCAGUUUGAAAGCAUGCCAGUGCAAGUAGAUAAAUAGGUACUGCUGUGGCAGGAAAGUAAACGGUGUUUCCCUGCGCUCUGGCUUCCAUCAUGGUGUCCCGUUGUGCCAGAAGCGGUUUAGUUAUGCUGGCCACAUGACCUGGAAAGCUGUCUGUGGACAAACGCCAGCUCCUUCGGCCUGAAAGCAAGGUGAGUGCCGCAACCCCAUAGUUGCCUUUGACUGGACUUAACCGUCCAGGGGUCCUUUUACUAACAUCAAUGUUGAAGAUAUAACUUGAACCCAAAAAAGAAAUAAAAAAUGUGACUGAGUCUAACAUAAGUUGAUCUUUGCGAAAAACAUGUGUUGGCAUUGUCUGGUGUAUUAAAACCCUUGGCAAUAGAAAUUCUGGAAUUUAAUUAAUGCAGGUUUAAGACCCCUGUUCUCUGUCUAAUAACAUCAUGGCCAGUUUGGCAUCUCACUUUGCUCAGCUGUAUUCCUUUGAAUUCCGACGUCGCCUGCAGUUUUCCUCUUCCUGUCUCCCUUGCCCACCUGGGGGCAGUGUAUACAGAGAGAUGUGUACAACUAAUUAGCAUGUUGUAUCAGGGAUAAAUCUAGAGGAUCUCUGAUUCCCACUUUGAGGUAUUCUUAUUGAACCAGAUGUGGUGGGCCCUAUUUUUGCAUCUCUCUUUACCACUAUUAAUGCCACUCUUAGAUCGCCAAAUUGGAAACAGAGCAUGGUCAUCCCAUUACAUAAAGGGGACCCACAGAUCCGCGUAACUAUCGACCCAUCAGCCUGCUGGGCAUGUCAUGCAAGGUUUUACUCUGAUUCUUGCUAGAAAUUAAUCAGUGGGCAGAAGAAACAAAGCUAUUCCACUCCAGAACAGGCUGGCUUCCGUAAAGGUCACAGUAUCUGUGUCUCUUGUCUCUUGCCUGAUUGAUAAUACCUAAACGGGUUUGGCUACCCAAACUGCCCAGCUUUGUGACCCUGGCCUCCGCUUUUGGCUCCCAUUCCCAGGUAAUUGUAGAGAAACGUUCUAUAACAUAGAUAAGAGACUCCUCCUUCUUCUUAGCAAAUUCAUGUGACAUAUCAGCCAGUAAAUUCCCAUUUUUAUAGAACUCUUUCUGAUUCUUUCCUCUGAAAUAAAGAGGUCAAACAGGGCUGCCUCUUGGCCCCUUUUCUAUUCAAUUUCUAUAUCAACGACAUCGUUACAACUAUGCAGGCCCUAAAUCAAUCUGCCCUUAGCAAUAGAUCCCCAUAUUUACUCUAUACGGACGACAUGGUGAUACUGUCUUUAACCAAGCAGGGCUUAACAACAUAUAUCAAGAUAUGACAUAUUGUGAUACCAAUUCCCUCAAAAUCAAUUUGCUUAAAACCAAAUUCUUACUUGGCCUUUUGAAAGGCAUGGAAGUCAUUCAUGGACUUUGGGAAUUUCUGUGAAUAUUGCUCAGCUUUCAGAGUAUUUGGGAAUCCUUUCAGCAUGGGCUUAGCUGGUCAGCUCACCUAAAUAUGACCAUCCUACACAAACCUUGUGAACCAUCAAAGCCUUGGAGGAAAUUCUUCUGUGCAGGCGGCCCAGUUGGCCACCAAUCAGAAAGCAUUUAUUAGCAAAUCCUCGAUGUUACUGUAUGCUGGUUGAAAUCUGAAGUGGUAAACACUAGCAGCUGGAGAUUCUGCAAAACUCUUUUACCUGAAAGAUACUGGAGGUCUCCCAAGGGCUCGGUUGCUGCUCAGUUAAGAACAGAACUGGGCCUCCCUCCACAUUGUUGCGGGAGCCCUUAGAAUUGUGGUUUUUGUGCAAAUUAAUCAAUGCCCCAGGUUCCCUACUAGCCAGGCAAGCCUUUUUAACUUGUUCUCAUAACAAAUGGUCCAAGGCCAUGGAGACUAUUACUGUACGCUACUCCCACUCCCAGAAUUCGGCACGUUGUCAUCUUGGGACCAACUUAGCAUAAAAUCCGGGCCUGGAUUCUUAUAAGAGAUGAGGCCAUGGACCGGGCUUUGAUCACCUCAGCUCGCCUCUCAUGUAGCUCCCUAAAGUGAAAAGUGGUAAGAUCCUUGCCAACUUCUUGAUAUAGACCUGACGGGCCCAAUUUGAGAAGAGCGUUUGUGUGAUUUCAUUCUGACCUUCCUGGGGACCUACUCUAAGACCCUGUCUACAAAGCGUCUAUGUCCAUGCACAACCGAAUAGUGAGACUUCCUGCAUUUCUUUUUCUACUGCCCUAUUUAUGACCCCAGCCAGAGACUAAAGCUCCCUCCACUCUUGGUCCGUCCUCCCAUUUCAUCUAAGGAGAGAGACUGUCUGAAAGCACUUCUUACUGGACAUAAAUCCCCAAAUUUCCGUGGGGUGCUUAGUCUUGCAGUGCAGGCUCUGAAACUCAGGGCUUCUCUGACAGGGUAGUGUGCCUAGUCCUGGACCUGUUUAAUUCUUUUAUUACCUUUUAACUCAGUAAUGCUGAGCUCAUGCAGGGCCAUUUUAUGCUUUAUUUAUGUAUCCAUGCUGGUUUUGCUGUUUUACAGCAGCCGUCUGUGUCUUGGGUGUUUUAAAUGUAUAUUCGCCAGCAAUAUCGCUUUGAAUUUUGCUUGGUUGCUUGUCCCCAACAUUUUUUGUAUUGUCUUAUUUUGCUAUGGCUGUAUGCUAAUGCAAUUAAAUUAAAUUAUUAUUAUUAUAAUGAGCUGAUCAAAGUAGAAGUUAUAUGCCUGGGCAGCAGUGAAGAUUUUUCUGUUUUGCGGGGUGGGGUUUAGAGAAGAAGGUGCAAAAAGAAAAUAGAACAUUUUUGAGGUGCAUAACCAAAAAUAUACCGUAAGUUGCUAAGUUCAUAAGCUGUCCAGAUAAUGAUUUUGGGGUUGUUACAGAAAUGCAUGCAGGGCAGAGAGAAAAGGAUUGCUUAGUUGUCUUUGAAGAACACCUUGGGUACAGCAACAGAAUGAAUGCCAAUCAGAGCUGCUGUUAUGAUUGCAGGAAGCAUAUGUGGUGCCUUUCUGACCCAGAGCUACCAGCUUCCGGUCCUUGAUACAAUGUUUGUGAGGAAGAAACAUCGAGGGAAAGAUUAUGGGCUCCUGAUGCUGGAAGAUUUUGUGGAUUCUUUCACAGAAGAUGCUCUUGGCCUGCGGUUCCCACUCACGUCUUUUAUGCUUGUUGGUAAGCCCUUCUGUUAGUCUCAUUGCAUCAAACCAUUCUGAUAUGGAUAAUGUAUUUUUUUAGUUUCUAGGGUUCUGCCUAAAGGGCCAUCCAAUUAUAUCCAAACAGAGACAGAAAGCUCCUUGAUCUCAGGAACCACAGUGCCAAAUUGGGCAACGGUAUCUUCAGAGGUGUCCAAAUCAGCACUGUUUGAAAUGGUUCCGACCAGCAUUUUGAUUCAAAAUGGUGUCAGAAGGUUUCUGAACAUAGGAAGAAGAAGAGGAGUUUGGAUUUGAUAUCCUGCUUUAUCACUACCCUAAGGAGUCUCAAAGCAGCUAACAUUCUCCUUUCCCUUCCUCCCCCAAAACAAACACUCUGUGAGGUGAGUGGGGCUGAGAGACUUCAGAGAAGUGUGACUAGCCCAAGGUCACCCAGCAGCUGCAUGUGGAGGAGCGGAGACGCGAACCCGGUUCCCCAGAUUACGAGUCUAUCGCUCUUAACCACUACACCACACUGGCUCUCUAGGACAAAACCUGUGCCUCCCAUCUUGGGAACAGUCAUGCCAAACUGGCUGACUAUAUCGUCAGAGGCAUCCCAAUUGGCACGGUUUGGAACUGUGUGUUCUGCCCAAGGGACCUGGGCCCCUUAGAGUUGGUGCCUGUGGUGGGAAGAAAGCAGGAAGUACACAGACAAGGAAGAAGAGAGAAAAGCCCAAGAUACAGCAGUUCUCUUAGACAAAUGAAAUAUAUUCUGUAUCAUGAUUGGAAAGCCUGUGGCUCUCCAGGUGAUGUUGAAUUCCCAGCUUCCAUCAGCCCAACCAGCAUGGCUAGUCCUGCAACAACAGGAAGGCCACAAGUUCUCCAUCCUUGUACUGAAUGUUCCCUCCCUCCCUUGAACCAGCUACAGCCAUCAAACACCCCAUUUCCUUCUGCAGUCAUCACUGUGAGUGGCUAGUUUGGGAGAUUUGUAUGUUUUUGUUUUGCUUGACCUGUGGAAAUACUGAAUGGGAAUGUUGGUUUUGGUCCUCAUAUAAUUUCUCUGUUCAUAACUUUGAAGCAGCGUAGGAAUCAAGUACAUCAAAAUCGGGCACACGCCUCAAAACGGUAUCUGCACACAACUUGGGGAGCUGCUAGGAAGAUAGGUUUUUACAUAGAUGUUUCAUACCUCAGUUACUGGAUCGGAUCUUUUGCAUUCCUGUUGGUUUUACUUGAAUUAGUCUUGGCUGUAUCCUUUUGCAUACUUCAAAGACCUGACCAGGCAAUUAAGAUAAGACAUGCAGUCUGCCACGAAGAGCUGUUCUGAAAGUUUAGGGUCUGAAAUCCCUUGGGUGUGGCAAUAGAAGAGAAAGAACUGCAGAUAUGCUUACUGCUCCCCUGGGUUAGGUUCCCAAAAGUUAUUUAAACUGGUGGCAUUUCAUAGAUGCUGAAGCUCCUGUUACUUUAGCAUUGCUUUCAGUUACCAUAUUGGCCUGAAUAUAAGCCACACCCAAAUAUAAGGCACACCUUUAAAAUGGGAGGGAGGAAAAGAAAAAAUACCCUAAUAUAAGCUCCUGCCUUCCCCCUGCUCCUGGCUGCAUACUGGGGGUACUGCAUACCCUUCGUUGCCUUUCCCCUUCCUUGCUCUCUCCCUUCCCAGCCUUGUGGGGAGAGGUCGGGGACGACGACUAUAUUCGUAAGGUCACGAAUAUAAGCCGCACUUUAACUUUUCACGGUUGGAAUUUGGGGGGAAAGUGAAGCUUAUAUUCAGGCCAAUACAGUAUACAGUGGUACCUCGGGUUAAGAACUUAAUUCGUUCUGGAGGUCUGUUCUUAACCUGAAACUGUUCUUAACCUGAGGUACCACUUUAGCUAAUGGGGUCUCACCCUGCCGCCAUGCUGCUGCCGCACGAUUUCUGUUCUCAUCCUGAAGCAAAGUUCUUAACCCGAGGUACUAUUUCUGGGUUAGCGGAGUCUGUAACCUGAAGCGUCUGUUACAGGUUACAGACGUUAAGAACUUUGCUUCAGGAUGAGAACAGAAAUUGCGUGACGGCAGUGGGAGGCCCCAUUAACUAAAGUGUUACCUCAGGUUAAGAACAGUUUCAGGUUAAGAACGGCCCUCCAGAACGAAUUAAGUUCUUAACCCAAGGUACCACUGUAUUGCUUGGGAAUUCUAAAAGGCAAACAAGAAUCUGCAGUUUUGAAAUUGGUGGUUAAAAUCAGUAGUUUUGAAAGGUUCCAUUCCACCUUGUUUCAAAAUGACAUCCAGUUGUAUCCAAACAUAGAUGAAAACCUGCUCCUUGAUACCAGGAACUAUCAUGCAAAAUUGGGUUAAAAUCAGUGUAGUUUUGAAAGGUUCAGUCCACCAUCUUGAUUCUGCAUAGCAUCCAGUUUUAUCCAAUCCUAGUGAGAAACCAACUCCUUGAGACCAGGUACUGUCAUGCAAAGUUUAGUUACGAUAUGUUAAGAGAUAUGCAAAUGUAUAGUGAACAAACAACUUUCCAAAACAUUCAUUAGUUAAAAGGUGCCUUCUUAGCUGUUCAUGAAAGCAAAUAACACAGAUGAUUUACCGAUAUAGGCUGCUCAAUGCUUAUUGGAAAACUAAUUGUGCUUAUUUACACGAGACAGCUGGUGUGGUGUUGCAAAUAGUAAAGAAUAUUUUUUUUCUCCAAAAAAAAUUCAAAAUAUUCUUAUGUAGGGCAAUUAUCCUGUCUGUGACUGAGCUGACUCUCUGUAACACUUCCUUGGAGAAGUCUUUAAAAUAAGCUUGUCAUCAUGUUGAGGAGGGAAAGUAUUUUGUAAAGUAUUAUGCAAGUACUGAACCCAUUUUAUUAAUAUUUUUCCCAGCUUGCCAGAAGUACUUUGAACGGUAUCCAGGGGAUCAUGACCUUCUGUGGGAAAUUGAAGGCACUGGCAACUUUCACCAGCGGAAAACUGUAGCUAGCAUUUUGCAGAGAGAAAGUUUCAAAUGCAUAGGUAUGAUGGCAUGGUGUAAGCAUGGCUGGGGGAGCGGAGGGGAUGUGGUGCUGAAAAAUACACGGUUGCUGAUGUGGACCUUGGAGAGAGGCUGUUUUAAAUUGGCGUUUGCAUAUUCUUUUUCUGAAUUUUUCCAAGAACAGAAGGCUCACAGAAAGAAAACAUUGGUUCCCAGGCUGAUGAAAGUUUUCUGCAGACUGCCAUGAAUACCACAAGUGAGCAGGCAUCUGAGCCCAGGGAAACACAGUUAAGUGUAGGUACACAAACUGUUUUCUCUGUUUUAGUUUGGAACUUGUGUGUCCCCUUUAUUUUUAACUUCUGAGCAGUUUUAUUGAAGUGGGAAGAAACAUCAGGGAACACUAAAAAGCAAGUUUGCUUCGGGUUGGGUGCUCUGCCCCUCCUCCCAAAUUUACUUCAAUUACAUAUAGUGAUAUUCUUCUAUAAUUAAAAAUUAAUGUUUGGAAAGGAUAUGUGAAGUGCUUCCACUGUUCUUAGAGGUAACAGGUGCUGCAUGUGUAAGCGUGUGACAGGCUUUUUACAUUUUUGCCCCCUCAUAAACCAUCGUCGUGCAUGUGAUGUUGUUCAGCAACAUGUGUAUGUUUAAAGCCUUUUACCUAGCCAGUCAGUUUAAGGAUUACUUUGUUCUGUUUUUAAUGGUUCUAUGUUUGGUUGUGUAUAACAAAACACAGAACCGUUAAAAACAGAAAAAAGUAAUCCUUAAACUGACUGGCUAGGUAAAAGACUUUAAACUUACACAUAGACAUACAGUCGUACCUCGGAAGUCAGAUGGAAUCCUUUCUGGAAGUCCGUUUGAUUUCCAGAAUGUUUGGAAAUCAAGGUGCGGCUUCCGAUUGGCUGCAGGAAGCUCCUGCAGCCAAUCGGAAGCUGUGGAAGCCGUGCUGGACGUUCGACUUCCAAAGAACACUCACUUCUGGGUUUGCAGUGGUCGGGAGUCAAAGCGUACAAGUGCCAAGGCGUUCAGCUUCCAAGGUACGACUGUACAUACAUACAUACAUAACUUGAUUUGUAUAUCGUCUUCUCAUAGUUCAAACCAUGCUCGAGGCAGCUUACAACAUGGAAAAAAUACAUAAUUUCAAACAUAACAAGAGUAGUCAUAAACUAAAACAUCAGAAAGUACACAACCCAAUUAAACAAUUUCCAUGUACAUCAUAAUAAGAUCGAAAACAAAGAUACAAAAAAUAAACAUCAAUAAUAGCAACAACUUCCCCUCAACAAUUCCCCAGCCCAAGAGUCUGUAGAGGGCUCUUGCCCCAAGGUGCAAUCUGACCUAUCCAGAUGGCACAUACUUAGUCAAAACCACCUAAAGGUGCUGCUAGACAAGCAACGCUUCACAAAGAACAAGGGCUUAUGGUCUAAAAUAGACCUAGAGAAAGGGGGAAAAUGGAGGGAUGGGAACGUAUGAGAAAGAAUGGGAUUAUAUAAAUUACACAUACUUCAGCUUAAUUACGUUAUAAGAUAUAGGGACUGGGGGGGUGAGGGAGCAGCAGUUUCUAAAGGAUCAGGAAAAGAAAUACGGGGCGAGGGAUGUGGAAGUGGAACAAUGAACAGAAAUGAGAUUAGGAUAGAGACUGAGAAAAAGGGGGCUUGUGGGUGCCAUGAAGUUUGCCAAAAAGUGUCUCUGGCAGAACCCAGAGUUCAAGCAGUCCUGGCACACACAGACUCUUCAGGGACCUUUGGCUCUUGCCACAGAGCAGCCACCUGGGCAGAGGUGAAUUGGGUGAAGGCUUUGCCUUAGGUAGGUGGUGGAGGGGAAACUUUGACUCCCUUUCAUAAGCUUGCCUGUGAAAAGAAGGAAGCAGCUGGCACAGCUUGCGCUUUUCAGGGUGGUACACAUGAAAAGGGUAAGAUAAUACCUCUCGUGUAUCCUAAGUAUUUCACGCAGACAACAAAGGGAAUUAAAUUAACUUUUGUCAAAAUCCAGAUGGUGUGUAUAAUUGAAUAAUAAUACGAAUGCAAGAAAUUGUGCCAAUAAUGUCAUAAGGAUCUUCAGUAGUGUGUCAUUUAUUUAUUUUUAAGUUUGUUGUUUCUCUCUUCCAGGCUGAUGCUCAUAAAAACAAAGAUGGCUUAGAAGUAUUUGAAGGCACAUCUGAAGGUAAAAUAAGUCUAGCUUGCAUGAUUUCUGUUAGAACUUUCUUGCAGUCCACAAUAUGCUCCAUCACCACCUAAGCUUUGUGUUCUUCACUUUUAACUAAUGCCUACCAAAGAGAGAUUUCUUUUUUAAGAAGUCAAAAACCAUGCAUGGAAAAAAUUGGCACAUUUUAACUUACUUUAAUGGAGCCCUGGGUGGUGGGGGAGGAGGGAAAUUAAGUAAAGCGCUUAGUAACUUGUGUAUUCCUAAAAAAAUUUUAAUCGUAUAAAGCACAAAAUGCAAAUGAGUUGAGUACAACCCAAAUAAGAACCAAGAUUCAGAAUACUUAAUUAAAUUGCUCAAUAGUAAAUAGAGUAGUUUGUGAUCCAGAAAAUAAAAAAUAUGAACUAAUUCCAAAACAUUUCUACUUAAUCUGGAAUAUCUGUUAUGAGUGCACAUCUUGAUUGUUUUUCAGGUUCCAAAAAGUUGUUACAAAAUUGUUCCAAUUAUAACACAAAUCCUUAGUUUCCUAAUACACUCCCAAUCGCCUCUGACCCUCACUAAAUGAAUGAGUUUAGCCAGGUAGAGGAUUUGCCAAAUAGGCUCCAAUCAGCCCUCUACUUUAGGCCAUUUACUUGAUUCCACUUGCCGCGCCUUGAACUCACUGCUGUCAAAACAAUACGUAAAAAUGCAGGUUUAUUUCAAAGAUAAAAUGACCUGGGAAUAACUCCCAUAGAACUCAAUGGAGUUUGCUUCUUAGUGCAUGGUACAUUCAUAGGAGUGCAGUGUGGAACUUGCACAGUCAUGGGAAUAAGAAAGUUCACCCUCUUUGAAUUUUGUGGUUUACAUAUGAAGACUUAAUAACAAUCUUCUGUUCCUUAGCAGGUCUUCAAACUGGGUAAAUACAACCUCAGGUGAACAACAGCACAUAACAUAUUACACCGUCUCAUGAUUUAUUUAACAGAAGUAAAGCCAAAAUGGAGAAACUAUAAGUACACCCUUACUGCUUCCAUAGGAAUUAAGGGGCUAAGCAGCAGAUAGGUGCUGCUGAUCAAAUGCCCUUCUUAAUUGAUCAUCAGCAAGUCUGUCCUUACACAGAGUAAAGGUAUUCUUAAUUUGAAGAAUACUCAGAUGAUAGUGUUACCGGUCUAUUGCAUUUGCUUUGGAGAAUGGGCAGUUCUUUAUGGUGCUUCCCUCUGAACCUGCAAAGGCAUAUGUAAAAUUUUUGUUCCUGCGGAUGUCACUGAAGGAGGAGCCACUGCCAGCACCAAAAAGUAAAAAGCAUAAGAAAAUAUGCUUCAAAUUCCUAGGAACCAGCACUUGAUUUUUUAGAUGGCUACACAAAACUGUAAAAUACUUGAUUUCUAGCAACAGCAGCACAAGGGUAGCGCAGGCUGGGUUUCUAGGCAUGUUCAAGCUUUGUGACAUUAUUUACCUGUAUUCAGAUCUGAGUGUGUGGGGUUUUCCUUCCCCUCAGAACUUAAUGCUGCUCAGCUUUCUACACGAUCGCGAGGCAAUAAUCUCAAACGUCCAAAGUUGGGGAAAAGGUUCCAAGAGCCUGAAAUGGCUGAAGAUGAAGAUAUAAGUGUUUUUCAAACACCAGAAAGCAGGUAUACUUAUGCGUGUGUGUGUGUGUUGUAUAAGAAAUGUAACGUCUCUGUUGUACUGAAUUGUACAAAGGAAUAGAUAAUAUACUUGGGUAGUUGUAGAUGGAUUGAAAUCUUGGUAUGUGAUUGCUGUUAUUAUUAUUAUUAUUAUUAUUAUUAUUAUUAUUAUUUCUACUACUACUCAUACUAUUUAUUCAGCUGAAUAUUUCAACAAUUUAAAAUACAGUAUUAAAAACAGUUUAAAAUGAAGGAAAAUUGUUGGAAGGAAAGGCUUGUUAAUGUUUAUUUUUUAUUCCUCAUCAUCAACCUAUCAGAACUAAAAGAGACUCUGCAUGCCAGAUAAAGUUUUUAACCCUGAUUUUUCACCCAUCUAUGAUUUUGACAAUGUAAUCCUAAACAUGACUGCUUGAAAUUACGUCUCGUUGCGGUCAAUAGGAAUGGAGCCUUUACCCAAUUUAGUGUGUAUAGGGUUGUAGCCUCACUGAGCAAGGUCUGCUUGCUGGAGGGAGUUAGGAUUGUGUUGAGGUGUUUUCCAGUGGAGAAGAGCAGUAGAAAAGAGCUCAUUUAGCAAGGUGGGAAACUCCACUGUGGAAGCCGUUAUUUCACCUGCAGAAAGCUCCACAUGCUUGGCCUACCACCAUUGGUGUUAUGCCCCAAAAACAGGUGUUUCGGGGGGCAGUAUAGGAGAGAGGCAGCCUUGGAUCUGCUGGAUCCAUUUCCCUUUCAUUCUCUGAAGAAGCCACGGGAUCAGGCUCCUUCAUCCAUGGCUGGUGUUGGCAUCAAUAAUUUCUGCUCAUAGGAACAAAUGCAGUAAAUUGAUUUCUAUAAAGCGUCAUUUGAAAUGAAAUACUUCCUUGAUUUUUAAAAAUGUUUCGUUAGAUGAAGUUACUGGUUGGGUUUGUCUGUAUGUCACACUGUUUUAUUAUCCGCUGCCUAAUUUCAUCUGCGUCCCUCACACUAAAAGUGUGCAUUUCAAUAUUACAUAUACCUUGAGUAUUUCACAUUCAAUGUUCUUGUUGCUGCACAGACCAGAACCUGAUGCACGUGUAUCUGAAAGUUCGGAAGAGGUGAUGGAGAUGGAAGAAAAUGUGGUUGAAAGUGAGCAGGAGGUGUUAGUUGAAAACCAGAAACAACCAGCCCAAGAAGCGCCACAGAUGUGUCCUGCAUCUGAGAAGCAAGAGGAUAAAGAGGUGUGAUUUGAAUAUAUUAAGAACAAUUUGUCUGUUUGAGGCACUAACAACCCUUUUUCUGCCAAGUAUGACAGACGAGGAAGCCAUGGGCUUCUGCCUGCUAUUGCCUUCUCUGCUUGGACAGAAGACUUUGUAUGCACUGAUAUAAGCAUCUAGAAAAAUCUAGGGUACAUAUGACCCCCUCAUGGUGUCAAGUUUAUAUAUUAAUCUAAACUCUGGAAAGGAUGUGUAAGGUAGCUUUACUUGGAAGGGACGCGGGUGGCGUUGUGGGUUAAACCACAGAGACUAGGACUUGCCGAUCAGAAGGUUGGCGGUUCGAAUCCCCACGACGGGGGGAGCUCCCGUUGCUUGGUCCCUGCUCCUGCCAACCUAGCAGUUCGAAAGCACGUCAAAGUGCAAGUAGAUAAACAGGUACCGCUCCGGCAGGAAGGUAAACAGCGUUUCCGUGUGCUGCUCUGGUUCGCCAGAAGCGGCUUAGUCAUGCUGGCCACAUGUACGCCGGCUCCCUUGGCCAAUAAAGCGAGAUGAGCGCCGCAACCCCAGAGUUGGCUACGACUGGACCUAAUGGUCAAGGGUCCCUUUACCUUUACCUAGCUUUACUUGUAACAAGUGGAAAAGGAGUUGACUGAAUAAUGUGUGCAUCCAACCAGGAAGCAAUAUUUUUUUCUUUUGUUGUUUUCUAUGCUUUUUAUAAUUUGAGACUCUUGUCACUGAUGUAUUGAAUUCUGUUGUUAACGUUACAUGAUAAAAGUGGCUUUGCACCAUUUUAAUGUGUACAUGCCAUUUUAUAGGAAAUGGAAGUGGAGCCACUCAAUGGAGAGCUCGUGGAAGAUGCUAUCAAGGUCUCAAUAGUGGCUGAAGGACAAACAGGAAGUGAAGCGGUGGAUGGAGAGUCAAAGCUGCAGUUGGAAAAUCCAGAGGAAACAACCCUAACCUUACUUGUCCCAUUAAUCCUUGAUUCGUCAGUAAAAUCCACUGAAGACAGUGAUGACAACGUUUCUGAUAAGGUGAGGGGAAAUAUAUAAGCGAUGCUUAAGAGUUUCUUCUCAGCCAUGUUGGUACAAUCAUUGGCAAUAUUAUAAAAAAAUUAAUAAUAAUUAAAUCCAGCCCAUUGGAAUGUAGCAUGCCGUACAAGGGAAGCUUUUAAUGUUUAACAGACUACUGUAUUUUAAUACUUUGUUGGAAGGUGCCCAGAGUGGCUGGGGAAACCCAGCCAGAUGGGCGGGGUAUAAAUAAAUUAUUAUUAUUAUUAUUAUUAUUAUUAUUAUUAUUAUUAUUAUUACAAAGUUAAGAAUCUCAUCUGUGGCCCUCAGAAUAUUGUCAAAAAGUUUCCUCGACUUUGACUUAAAAUGGCUAACAAGAGUUUGUUUUUCUCCAUUAGGUUGACAGUGUGGCAGAUGCAGAACUUCCACCCGAAGAGGAACAACAAGCAACGCAAAGGAAAAGGACCCUUGUUCUAAAUGCAGAUCCCGUUGCUGCAGCCGAGAAGGAAGAACCCUCCAACAACGGCCUUUCGAACUCUGUAGCAACCACUGAGGCUCUGGAAGAUACCAUUUCUGAGAAUGUGUCUCCUAACACAACUUCCUCUGUGGAGGAACAGAGUGAAGAAGGAGGCUCUGACACUCCAGAGGCCCCCGUUGUUCUAGGCCAGGGCGCUUUAAUGAUGGUUGAACUGGAGGAUAUCUCGUACUCGCAUCACCCAGAAGGGCAAAAGAACCAACUGGAUGAACAGUCUGAAGAGUCAGCUGAACCCGCCUCUGAGAAAGCCGCAGACAGCAGUUCAGAGGAUGUGGAAAUCGAAGUGCCCGUAGUGGAUAGGCGGACCUUAAGAAGGAAGGCCAAAGGAUACAAAGGACCACCCAAGAAAAAAGGAAAGCUCAUUUGA